AUGAACGUCACUUGUAAAAAUAGAUCUGAUGUAAUACGGUCAGCCUUGAAGAAAUACUGCAUAUCACCCACAUAUAAGUUUCCUUUUGGCUUGACAAGAAAUUGCAUUCCGGCAUUCCUUUUAAUUGCUUCAUUUCCUCACUUUGUGUGUGUGUGCGUGUGUGUGUGUGUGUGUGCGUGUGUGUGUUUGUGUGUGUGUGCGUGUGUGUGUACGUGUGUGUGUAUGUGUGUGUGUGUGGGUGUGUACAUGAACUGUUGUGUGUGACUGUGUUGCCUCCGGAGGUUCAGCACCUGAAUCUCAAGACCUUGAAAUCCCUCUCUGUUUGUACCUGGGAUACUAUCUUUCACAGGUUCCAAUGGUGUUCAUUUACCAAAAAUGCCCCAUAACCUGCAUAGCUCAAAUGUUUGUAUACCCACACAAAUGUGUUCCUGUGUAUAUUCUGUGGUAUGCUGUGUGUCACUUUUCCCCAUAGAGAGCCCCAAGAGUAACUUUCCAGCCCCUAGACGUACAUGUCUGCAUCUGAAAAUAGCUCAAACCGCAGCAGCGCUGCUUGGACAGGCAGGGGUUGACUCUGUCACGUCUUUUGCCUCCAGAAACCAGGAUCACACUUGUCGGACCUUAACCCUGCAAGUCGAUGCGGUGAGAUCUGCUGUGCCGCCCGUCCAGAAAACAGAUAUAGGGAGAGGAGCUUCAUAAAACAUCACGGAUGUGUUUUCAUUCUAACACCUGGCGUGUCUCGCUCUUCAUGUCUGGUGAGAUAUGUUUCUUCCUUCUCUUUGAGUUAUGUAUUAGAUACAUGCUGCUGCCUCAUGGCAGGUUAGCUUGCCUGGCUGGUUGUUCGCGGCAGGUAGCCUAGCGGUUAGAGCAGUGGGCCAGUAACCGCAAGGUCGCUAGUUUGAAUCCCCAAGCAGACAAGAUGAAACAUCUGCCUACGUGCUCUUGAGCAAGGCACUUCAACCUAAUCGCUCCAGGGUCACCGUUGAUAAUGGCAGACCCUGGCUGUGACAUUACUCGCCAAGGGUGUCUCAGGGGGAGUUGGGAAAUGCAAAAAACACAUUUCCAAUUCACUCAUGCGUAUUAAUAUACAUGUGAGAUAUAGGACAGCUAUAAGCGCCCACCUAAAUAUAAAUUUUUAUCUCAGCUGAAUGAGGAGGUGAUAAAUUGUAUAUUGUACCAUUAAGUCAACACAGGGGGAAAAAAAUAGUAUGGAGUCUUCAACUCUCUUUCUUUGACCAAUUAGAGUUAUUAAUAGUUUUUUUAAAUGUAUGAAUUAGAAUAAGCUACUAGUAAUUAUACUCGAGACUGUGAGAAGAUUGGUGUGGUGUUAUGGAAUACGUAAUGUAGGCUACUCACUGUACAUGGCACGCUUCAUUAUGCUACAUGGUACAUGGCCUUGUACAGUCUUAUAUGAUAUAAGUAUGAGUAGUCAUGUUCAAGGUUUCCUUUGACCUCAAAAUAUGUCAUUACAGAUAUGCCACGCUUCCGUAAAUCAACUUUGUGUGACUGCUGAAGCAGUGGCUGACAAAACAUGGUUACGUCCCAAAUGGAAUCAAAAGCAGUGGACUAUAUAGGAAAUAGAGUUCCAUUUGGGAUGCCACCUCGGUUAUGGAUAAUGGGACUCUUCACCUGGAAAGCAAAAGAGUCGCGAGGUCUGGGAUGGUUUGACUGACAGGGUUGAGGUUGAGAGACCUUCGGAGAACUACCGUAGAAAGUGAUGAGGGCUGAGCAGUGAUGAUACAGGCAGGAGAGGGGACAUCAUUCCAUAGGGCAGGCUGGGUGUCUUCUAAUGGGAAGGAGACCAGAUAAGUGCAGGGUGAGUAGAGUUCAUCCACUGAUAUAGUGUGAUAUAUACUGAACAAAAAUAUAAACGCAACAUGCAAUUUCAACGAUUUUACUGAGUUACAGUUCAUAUAAGGAAAUCAGUCAAUUGAAAUAAAUUAAUUAGGCCCUAGUCUAUGGAUUUCACAUGACUGGGUAGGGGCGCAGCCAUGGGUGGGCCUGGGAGGGCAUAGGCACACUCCCUGGGGAGCUGGCCCAGCCAAUCAGAAUGAGGUUUUCUCCACGAAAGGGCUUUAUUACAGACAUAAAUACUCCUCAGUUUCAUCAGCUGUCCGGGUGGCUGAUCUCAGACGAACCCACAGCUGAAGAAGCCGGAUGAGGAGGUCCUGGGCUGGCGUAGUUACACGUGGUCUGCGGUUGUGAGGCCGGUUGGAUAUACUGCCAAAUUCUCUAAAAUGACAUUAGAGGCAGGUUAUGGUAGAGAAAUGAACAUUUAAUUAUCUGGCAACAGCUCUGGUGGACAUUCCUGCAGUCAGUAUGCCAACUGCAUGCUCCCUCAAAACUUGAGACAUCUGUUGCAUUGUGUUGUGUGACAAAACAGCACAUUUUAGAGUGGCCUUUUAUUGUCCCCAGCACAAGGUGCACCUGUGUAAUGAUCAUGCUGUUUAAUCAGCUUCAUGAUAUGUCACACCUGUCAGAUGGAUGAAUUAUCUUGGCAAAUGAGAAAUGUUCACUAACAGGGAUGUAAACAAAUUUGUGCACAACAUUUGAGUGAAAUAAGCUUUUUGUGCGUUUGGAAAAGUUCUGGGAUCUUUAAUUUCAGCACAAGAAACUUGGGACCAACACUUUACAUUGCGUUUAUAUUUUUGUUCAGUAUAGUAUGAUAUAGUGUGGUCUGGGCUUUAGCCCUCUGAUGGUAUAGUUUUGGGUUAUAGCAGUGUACUUUGCCAGGUUUAUAUAGGGUUUGCAUAACAUUUUUCUCUUCGAUGUUCAGUAAGGUAUAGUGGAUUAGUCAGUGCUUAGUUUACAGUAUGGAGUGCUGCACAAGUCUGUAAAAGAUAAUCACUAUUGACUUUCACAGUAAUCAUUUUUCCAUUAAGUUUUCCAUCUGUGGAAACUCUGCUCGCUCCACUGUUUGAUUUUGGUCCUUUAGCACACGGUGUACACGACACAAUAAUUAAAAGGUGCAAAACAUUAAAUGGAGCUGCCGACAGAUGCAGGCUUGCGUCAGGUGGAAUGGCGGACUUAUAACUCAAGUCCGUGAAACCACAAGAAGGAGCGCAAGGCUGUGUGAAAAAGGUGAUUGCGCAAUAUGUAUAAGAUUGUCAAUCAACAGCGGGCAGGAAAGAGUUCCUUAUAUGAGCAUGGCAAAGCCUUUCAAUACCUAUUUUAAUGCAGAAUUCUGGUACCGAUUAUAAAGAGCUGGUGUUUCACAUUGUAGGCAUAAUUAUACUAAAAGUUAAACAAGACUCAAGUCCUGUAUAUCAGGGCAAUAUCUGACACUUAUGCUUAAUGUAUGUAUUUAUAACUGCAUAAAAGCUGGAAAUCCAUAAUCCAUCAGCAGAUAGUUUUAUUAAAGUAAAUAGAGUAUAGAAAUAAUAUGGUAAAAAUACAUAUAAUAGCAUUUAGCUUCCACCCUUCAGUGAAUAUUAUCCUGUAGUUCAUAGCCCUUGAAUGCACUUUUGCAUAACAAUGAGUGCUAUCCAGGAACAGGGACGAGUUCCAUUAAUUCCUGCACCAUUAAAAAAGUCAGGAAGGCAGUCCUACAGUAAUUCAUAAGGUGGUGGACCAUGUAGUCAGUGGCCUUAAAGAUCAGAACCCUCCCUCCCAGGAGAAGGAGGCAGAGACUGGCAGCUAGCAUCUCUCUCCAGACUAUCUGGCAGCUAGCCUCUCUCUCUCUCCAGACUCUCUGGCAGCUAGCAUCUCUAUCUCCAGACUCUUUGGCAGCUAACCUCUCUCUCUCCAGACUCUCUGGCAGCUAGCCUCUCUCUCUCCAGACUCUAUGGCAGCUAGUCUCUCUCUCCCCAGACUCUCUGGCAGCUAGCCUCUCUCUAUUACCAGACUCUCUGGCAGCUAACCUCUCUCUCCCCAGACUCUCUGGCAGCUAGUCUUUCUCUCUCCCCAGACUCUCUGGCAGCUAGUCUCUCUCUCUCCCCAGACUCUCUGGCAGCUAGUCUCUCUCUCUCCCCAGACUCUAUGGCAGCUAGCAUCUCUCUCUCCAGACUCUAUGGCAGCUAGCAUCUCUCUCUCCAGACUCUAUGGCAGCUAGCAUCUCUCUCUCCAGACUCUCUGGCAGCUAGCCUCUCUCUCUCCAGACUCUCUGGCAGCUAGCAUCUCUCUCCCCAGACUCUCUGGCAGCUAGCCUCUCUCUCUCUCCAGACUCUCUGGCAGCUAGCAUCUCUCUCCCCAGACUCUAUGGCAGCUAGCAUCUCUCUCUCCAGACUCUCUGCCAGCUAGCCUCUCUCUCUCCAGACUCUCUGGCAGCUAGCAUCUCUCUCUCCAGACUAUCUGGCAGCUAGCAUCUCUCUCCCCAGACUCUCUGGCAGCUAGCCUCUCUCUAUCCCCAGACUCUCUGGCAGCUAACCUCUCUCUCUCCAGACUCUCUGCCAGCUAGCCUCUCUCUCUCCAGACUCUCUGGCAGCUAGUCUCUCUCUCCCCAGACUCUCUGCCAGCUAGCCUCUCUCUCUCCAGACUCUCUGCCAGCUAGCCUCUCUCUCCCCAGACUCUCUGCCAGCUAGCCUCUCUCUCUCCAGACUCUCUGCCAGCUAGCCUCUCUCUCCCCAGACUCUCUGGCAGCUAGUCUUUCUCUCUCCCCAGACUCUCUGGCAGCUAGCCUCUCUCUCUCCAGGCUGUGCUGGAGGGCUUGAAUGACCGGGGUAUUUUUAACUUUGUCUUAACUUUGUACCACCGUGAAGGAGUGACUUUUCUGUGACUGUACCGCUGUUUCCUGAAACAUAGCUCAUGUCUCAUGUGUUUUUGGUUGUAUUGUGAGGAAGUGUUUGGUAUCUUCUGUGGUUGUUUUUUGAGGAUUAGUGUUUUUGAAUUGACUAUUAAAUGGGUCUUAGUGCAUUAUAAUGUGUUUCAUGUUUACUACUAAAUUUGAACACAUCUAGGCUCUAAUCAUUAUAUCUGUCAGAGAUCUCAUGAGCAAGCUGUUUGAAGCUCCCAAUUUGAAACUGUUAUCUGAGAGAUGAUCUUGUGUUAGAAGCCUUCUUAGAAUACUCGUCUUUCUUAGCUUAUUAGUUGAUGAUCAGCAGGGGAUUUCGCCAAAGGUUAAACACCCAAUUAACAGAUGCUUCUCAGACCCCAGGGACUGGCCACUACUGGAAGGAAUUUAGGGUGCGUACCAAAUGGCCCCCUAUUCCCUUUAUAGUGCACUACUUUGGACUAGGGCCCAUAGGGCUCUGGUCCAAAGUAGUGCACUAUAUAGGGAAUAGGGUGCCAUCUGGGACACGUCCUUAGCCGUGCUGCCCUGCUGCAGAGCGGAGGCGGCUGUGAAUCUCCUUCCCAGGGAGAUAUUUGUUUGGUAACAUUAAGGAGAGAAUUCCGGCACCAUGCCUGCUAUGGGAUGCUUGUGUAUGCAUUGCCUGGCUCCCACUUAACCCUGGUUGGCACUGUGUGCGAGGGGGUAGGAACCCAACCCACUACCCUCAUUGAGACAGUCUGAGAGACACUGUAGCAUUUUAUUACUGCCUGCUGCCUGUCUUCAUCUGACUCCUCUUCAUACAGUAUGUGUUAGAAUGUGUAGAAUAUAGAGCUAUUGACAUGGAUGUGUAGAAUGUAGAGCUAUUGACAUGGAUGUGUAGAAUAUAGAGCUAUUGACAUGGAUGUGUAGAAUGUAGAGCUAUUGACAUGGAUGUGUAGAAUGUAGAGCUAUUGACAUGGAUGUGUAGAAUAUAGAGCUAUUGACAUGGAUGUGUAGAAUGUAGAGCUAUUGACAUGGAUGUGUAGAAUGUAGAGCUAUUGACAUGGAUGUGCAGAAUGUUGAGCUAUUGACAUGGAUGUGUAGAAUGUAGAGCUAUUGACAUGGAUGUGUAGAAUGUAGAGCUAUUGACAUGGCUGUGAGUGAGAGUGUAUGUGGAAAAUCUGCCAAGCUGGGAAACAGCCAAUUGGAGCCAGUGCAUUCCCCUUGAGGAUCCAUACUGAACGAGUCUUUGACGUUUUAAGGAAUGCAUUCUGCCAGUGCCUGCACAGCAAGAGCAGUGCAGGACUUUAACAUUUACCCCCCAUUGCUUGGAAUGACAGGGUUCUGAAAAUGCAAGGUUUUCUCCUGUGCUGAGUUCUGCAUUAUCCUUGUUGUACCUCUACCUACUGUAGGUAGGUGCUGUGGCAAAGAAUGAAACCAGGUUAAAUAGUAGUAGCAGAGGUUGGUGUAAAAUAGGCGUAUGCUCCAUCGUCCUCUCACUCUCACAGGUACACACUUGGAGCGGUGCUGUCAAACUGUCAUCUUGCCAGCUCACAAUUUGUCAAGGUCGAGGUAAGGAGUAGACCAAGGCGCAGCGUGAUGAACAAACAUGACUUUAAUUAGUUAAAGCGUCAAAACACAAAACAAAACACGACUCGUGACGUCCACGGUAUCAAUGACCGAACACGGAACAAAAACCCACAACCACAAAGGGAAAACAUACAGUUUAAAUAUGGCUCCCAAUCAGAGACAACCAGCCAACAGCUGACACUCGUUGCCUCUGAUUGGGAGUCACUCAGGCAAACAUAGAAUACAACAAACUAGAAUGAACACCAACAUAGAAAUACACACAUAGAAAUGAACACACCCUGGCUCAACAUAAAGAGUCCCAGAGCCAGGGUGUGACAGUACCCCCCCCUAAAGGCGCGGACUGCGACCGCGCCUCAACUAAACAAACCAAGGGAGGGCUGGGCAGGCAUACCUCCUCGGCGGCGGUUCUGGCUCCGGCCUUGACCACCACCCUCCAAUACACCCCCCAUAGUACCCCUGGUCCAGUCUGGCCCCGCCGGCUGGAGCAGGACUGGACUUAGGAGGAACGGGCCUUACCAGGCUGACGACGCGCACCCCUGGCUUGAUGCGUGGAGGAGGAACGGGCCUUACCAGGCUGACGACUCGCACCCCUGGCUUGGUGCGUGGAGAAGGAACGGGCCUUACCAGGCUGACUACUCGCACCCCUGGCUUGGUGCGUGGAAGAGGGACGGGCCUUACCAGGCUGACUUCUCGCACCCCUGGCUUAGUGCGAGUGGCAGGAACAGGCCGGACCGGGCUAGCGACGCGCCACCGUAGGUUUGGGUGCGAGUGGCAGGAACAGGCCGGGUCGGGCUGGCGACGCGCACCGUUAGACUUGGUGCGGGUGGCAGGAACAGGCCGGACCGGGGCUGGCGACGCGCACCGUAGACUUGGUGCGGGUGGCAGGAACAGGCCGGGACCGGGCUGGCGACGCGCACCGUAGGUUUAGUGCGUGGAGCAGGGACAGGGCCGGGCUGGGCUGUCGACGCACACCGUAGGCUGGGUGCGUGGAGCAGGGACAGGCCGGGCUGGGCUGUCGACGCACACCGUAGGCUUGGUGCGUGGAGCAGGGACAGGCCGGGCUGGGCUGUCGACGCACACCGUAGGCUUGGUGCGUGGAGCAGGGACAGGCCGGGCUGGGCUGUCGACGCACACCGUAGGCUUGGUGCGUGGAGCAGGGACAGGCCGGGCUGGGCUGUCGACGCACACCGUAGGCUUGGUGCGUGGAGCAGGGACAGCCGGACUGGGCUGGCGACGCACACCGUAGGUUAGUGCGUGGAGCAGGACAGGCCGGGCUGGGGCUGUCGACGCACACCGUAGGCUUGGUGGCGUGGAGCAGGGACAGGCCGGGCUGGGCUGGCGACGCACACCGUAGUGCUUGGUGCGUGGAGCAGGGACAGGCCGAACCGGGCUGUGGAGACGGAUAGGAGGCCUGGAGUGAAGAGCGGCCCCACCACCCGUCCUGGCUGAAUGCCUACCCUCACACACUCUGUGUGAGGCAUCCGCACAGGACGGUGAACCCCUGGCCUGGUUGGCCUUCUGGAUCCGCCCCCUUUUCUCCUCCGUCAGCCCCGUCGUCCAUGCCGUGUGCCCCCCCCUAAAAAUUUUCUGGGGUUGCCUCACGACCGUCCGACGACGACCCUGAUCACGCCGUAGCUCCUCUCUACGGCACGCCUCCACCGUCUCUUCUCCCGGCGCUUCCUCCCAUGUCCAGCCCAAGAGCUGCCCCUGGACACGCUGCUUGGUCGUUGCAUGGUGGGUUUUUCUGUCAAGGUCGAGGUAAGGAGUAGACCAAGGCGCAGCGUGAUGAACAAACAUGACUUUAAUUAGUUAAAGCGUCAAAACACAAAACAAAACACGACUCGUGACGUCCACGGUAUCAAUGACCGAACACGGAACAAAAACCCACAACCACAAAGGGAAAACAUACAGUUUAAAUAUGGCUCCCAAUCAGAGACAACCAGCCAACAGCUGACACUCGUUGCCUCUGAUUGGGAGUCACUCAGGCAAACAUAGAAUACAACAAACUAGAAUGAACACCAACAUAGAAAUACACACAUAGAAAUGAACACACCCUGGCUCAACAUAAAGAGUCCCAGAGCCAGGGUGUGACACAAUUCAAUAUAACCUUUUCUCUUUCCCAACAACAAUGUUCUUAUAGUGACACGGAGUACCAAAACACAUGGGAGCAGUUAAGUGAAUUAUCUCUGGUUCUUAACAUAUAAUCCCCAGAAAUGCCCUGUGUACUGUCCUCCAGAAUUAAUAAACAGUAGCUGAACAACACUUAAACUGGCCUGUCCUUCACUUAAUGGGAUUGUGGAUCCAGAUCCAGAAAUCAAUUUUUAGGUCGCAUAAGACUUGUUUGUGUUCACAUUCUUUGUUCACAAAUAUACUUUACAUAAAUAGCCUGAAUCUAAUUCAGUAAUUCAGUAGGGAAGCAGAGAUUUUGGAUGCCUUUUUUCCAACGCUUUCUGCAUUCUCUGUGCAGAGAGCAGUCUCUUCUCUCAGUCCUGCUGUAGCUCAGAUGCUGUGUGAUUUCAGCUGGGAGAGAAGCUUGUUGAAGAUUAAGGUAGAUUUUGGUUGGUUGAGAACCCCAGAGGCCUAUCAUAAUCUGCACUUCUUCCAGCUCUCCAACUGCACUAGAUUUAGACUAGACAGGUAUUUUAUCUAACAACCAACAUCAUCAUCAAACAAGGCAACCCAUUUACACUUUUACAACAACAGGUUCGUAAUGUGUGUUCUUUGAUAGCAGUUUUUGUGUAUUUUGCGUAAUAGGCUACUUUAUAUUAUUAUGGUUUGUUAUGUUGCUUGCUGACUGUGCUGCCUAUUCCAAUCACACCAAGUGACAGUUUAUGAUGUGAUUUAUAGCCAUGUUUAUAUAUAGGCUCUGAACCAUCUAGAUGCAUCUGUAGAAGAGCCUGUUCCUCUAGCUCGGUCCCAAAUGGCACCCUAUUCCCUAUAGGGCUCUGGUCAAAAGUAGUGCACUAUCAAGGGAAUAGGGUGCCAUUUGGGACACAGCCUCAGUGUGGAGCAGCUUGGCUCUGACUUCUGAAGGACAAGUGAAGUGCAGGUUGUUAUACUACUGUAUCUACACUGAACUAAAAUAUAAACGUGCAACAAUUUCAAAGAUUUUACUGAGUUACAGUUCAUAUAAGGAAAUCAGUCAAUUCACAUGACUGGGAAUACAGAUAUGCAUCUGUUGGUCACAGAUACCUUUAAAAAAAAGUAGGGGCGUGGAUCAGAAAAUCAGUCAGUAUCUUGUGUGACCACCAUUUGCCUCAAGCAGCAUGACACAUCUCUGUCAGAAUGGUGUGUGUAGAUGAGUGGAAGGAAUCAAGCGCAGGAUCCAGGAUGACUUCAAUAGUCUUUAUAGUACGUUCAACACGUGAACAAAAAUAGUCGCCAACCCAACCGGGUGGCGCAAAACAAUUACGCACAAAACACAGUGCGUAAAACACAAGAAAAGCGCACGCAGUGCGAACUCUCGGGACAAGCCAAACAACGAGAGAAAAUACCCUGACGAGGCAGUCUGACAAUAAACAAUCACGCAUAACACCUGACCCAAACACACAAACUAAAUAAGGGAAACAAUUAAGACACAAAUAAGGGACAGGUGUUAUGAAACAGACAAAACCAACAGAACAUGAAACAUAGAACGGUGGCAGCUAGUACUCCGGAGACGACGACCGCCGAAGCCUGCCCGAACAAGGAAGAGGAGCAGCCUCGGCCGAAACCGUGACAGUACCCCCCCCCUUGACGCGCGGCUCCAGCCGUGCGCCGACCCGGAGCUCGGGGACGACCCGGACGACGCGGAGCAGGGCGCGCAGGAUGACCCCGAUGGAAAUCGGUCAGUAGGGACUGGUCUAAGACGUCCCUCCUUGGCACCCAGCACCGCUCCUCCGGGCCGUACCCCUCCCACUCCACGAGAUAUUGAAGACCCCCCAUCCGGCGUCUAGAAUCCAGGAUGGACCUCACGGUGUACGCCGGAGCCCCCUCGAUGUCCAACGGGGGCGGAGGAGUCUCCUCAAUCUCAAAGUCCUGGAGUGGACCAGCUACCACCGGCCUGAGGAGAGACACAUGGAACGAGGGGUUAAUAUUUUUGUAAUCAACAGGUAGUUCUAACCUAUAACUCACCUCGUUCAAUCUCCUCAGGACUUUAAAUGGCCCCACAAACCGCCGACCCAGCUUCCGGCAGGGCAGGCGGAGGGGCAGGUUUCUGGUUGAGAGCCAGACUCGAUCUCCAGGUGCGUACACUGGCCCCUCACUGCGGUGUAGGUCGGCGCUCGUCUUCUGUCGACGUAUGGCACGCUGCAGAUGGACGUGUGCAGCGUCCCACGUCUCCUCCGAGCGCCGCACCCACUCAUCCACAGCGGGGGCCUCGAUCUGGCUCUCAUGCCAUGGUGCCAGAACCGGCUGGUACCCUAAUACACACUGAAAAGGGGUUAGUUGGGUGGAGGAGUGGCGAAGAGAGUUCUGUGCCAUCUCGGCCCAGGGCACAUAUCUCGCCCACUCCUCCGGCCGGCCCUGACAGUAUGACCUCAGAAACCUACCCACAUCCUGGUUGACACGUUCAACCUGCCCAUUACUCUCCGGGUGGUACCCCGAGGUAAGGCUUACCGAAACCCCCAACCGUUCCAUAAAUGCUCUCCACACCCUAGAGGUGAACUGGGGGCCUCGGUCAGACACUAUAUCCUCGGGUACCCCGUAAUGCCGGAAGACAUGGGUGAACAGAGCCUCAGCGGUCUGUAGGGCAGUGGGUAGACCCGGCAUGGGAAGGAGACGACAGGCCUUAGAGAACCGAUCCACAACGACCAGGAUGGUAGUAUUCCCCUGUGAGGGGGGGAGGUCGGUAACAAAAUCCACCGAGAGGUGGGACCAGGGUCGUUGUGGAAUAGGCAGGGGUUGUAACUUACCCCUGGGCAAAUGUCUGGGCGCCUUACACUGGGCACACACCGAACAGGAGGAGACAUAAAUCCUCACAUCCCUAGCUAACGUUGGCCACCAGUACUUCGUGCUAAGGCAGUGCACUGUCCGGCCGAUACCCGGAUGGCCAGAGGAGGGGGACGUAUGAGCCCAACAAAUGAGGCGAUCGCGUACCUCGAGCGGAACGUACGUCCGACCCACAGGACACUGUGGAGGACUCGGGUCGGUGCGUAAACGCCCCGCUCGAUCUCACCAUCAACCUCCCACACCACCGGAGCAACCAGACAAGACUCCGGUAGUAUGGGCGUGGACUCAACUGACCUCUCCUCUGCGUCAUAACCGCCGAGACAGAGCAUCUGCCUUCCCGUUCUGGGACCCAGGGAUGUAUGUGAUCUUAAACACAAACCGGGCUUGGGGACCAGCCAAAGAAAGGCCCCCUGGCCCGAGGUCCCCCUCCUUGGAAAGGGGAAAAAAAGUCCAUGUUAAAAAGGGCCGAGGUAAAGGUUUUAGCCCCCUCCCCCCCCACUCGGGGGCGAAUAAAAAACGUUGGGGGGGCCCCCUUCCCCCCCUUAAACCUGGUUUAACCAAAACCCGGUUUAACCCCUUCCCUUUGGGGCUCCUUACGCAACGCCCCGGGGGUACUUCUUAAAUACGCAAAAAACUGGAAAAGGGGAGAAACCCCUGGAAAACCGCUUUCCGGCCUUGGCUGUCCCCACCCCCCUACUGGAACCGGUAAGGAAGGAAAAAAAACCCGGGAAAUUUUAUGGCCAACACCCCCGGGGCCCGGGCCCCGAGGUUAAACAGGGGCCUUACCCCAAAUUUUCUGCUAGUACCACCGGAAACGGGGGGACCGUUUCCCCCCUUUAAACCCCAGAGGGGACCUUAAAAGGGGCUCCAAACCUUUUUAAAAAAUCUCGGCGCCCAGGGCUACAUGCUUCAGCCGGGUAGACUACUACACCAUAAUGUCGUCGAUGUACACCACUACUCCUGUCCCUGCAUGUCCCGAAAAUCUCAUCGACGAGGAUUGGAAGAUUGGAGGGAGCAUUCAUCAACCCAUAUGGCAUGACUAGAUACUCGUAGUGUCCUCGAGUCGUGCAAACGCUUUCUCCCUUCAUCGCCCGCCUCGAAGGCUUACCAAGUUAUAUGCGCAUCCUAGAUCCAAUUUUUGUAAGAACUGCGCACGUGGCAGGACUCCCGUCAUAGUCGCAAUCAGCGGAGUGGAUAGCUGUACGUCAACUGGAUCCUGAUUGAGACCCGCGGUAUCAAUACACGGGCCGCAUACCUUCCAUCCUUUUUCUUACAAAAAAGACCUUGAGGAAGCGGGUGAAACGGAGGGCGUAUGUAUCCCUGUCUCAGAGACCAGAGAUGUAUGUCCCAUAGCCUUUCUCUCCUCUUGAGACACGGGAUACACAUGCUCCGCGGGAAGCUGCGUCCUUACUGGAAUCUAUCGCACAAUCCCCCCGUCUAUGACGGCAGCUGCGGCCGCCGAGUCUUACUGAACGCCGUGCCAAAUCCUCAUAACGCGGGGAAUCGGCAGUGCUGGCAUUAAUUUCGGCCUCCUCCACCGGUCGCCCAUAUGGAAACACCCAGACAUCCGCCCCUCACAUCGAGCAACCACCUUUAAGAGCUUUCUCUCCGCCACCCUAUAAUAGGGUCAUGAUUCAUCAACCAGGGAAGACCCGCACUACCGGAUACGAAGGAGAGUCAAAUCAGAUAGAGCUGAAUUCUCUCCUCAUGACCCUCCUGCGCCGUCAUCUGAAUGGGUGCUGUGACUUCCCUAAUCAACCCAGACCCUAACGGACGGCUAUCUAGGGCAUGGACGGGGAAAGGUUUAUCCACUGGAAGGAGGGGAAUCCCUAACUCUAUACAGAACUGGCGAUCUACAAAAUUCCCAGCUGCGCCUGAAUCUACCAGCGCCUUAUGCUGGGAACGAGGUGCAACCUGUGGGAAACAAACAGGCAAGGUUAGGUGCACGACAGAAAGCUCUGGGUAAGCAGGGCGCCUACUCACCUGGGGGGACCCCCCAAUGCGUGACCUGCCAUCUCCCUCACUGGAGGACCCGCCCCAACACCUAGCCGCGGUGUGUCCUCCACGACCACAGUUGGUGCAAGGGCCAGGUCCCCUCGGGCUCCUCCUCCUCCGUUCCCUAGCGCCAGCACCUCCGAGCUCCAUAGGGCUCGGCUCGGAGGUGCUGGAGAGUGGAAUGGGCGAACCCCCCCCUCCGGGACGCCCACGGGUGGCGAGCAGGGUAUCCAGCCGGAUGGCCAUGUCGACCAGCUGGUCGAACGUCAACGACGUGUCCCUGCACGCCAACUCUCGCUGGACGUCCUCCCGGAGGCUGCAGCGGAAAUGGUCGAUAAGGGCCCGCUCAUUCCACCCUGCAUCAGCCGCUAGGGUCCGGAACUCUAAGGCAAAGUCCUGGGCGCUCCUCAUCCCCUGUCGGAGGUAGAACAGACGUUCCCCCGCCGCCUUCCCUUCCGGUGGAUGGUCGAACACAGCACGGAAGCGGCGGGAGAACUCCGCAUAGUUCGUAGUAGCGGCGUCCAUUCUCCUCCACUCGGCGUUGGCCCACUCCAACGCCUUGCCGGUGAGACAGGAGAUGAGGGCUGAGACGCUCUCGUGUCCCGAGGGCGCCGGGUGGACGGUGGCGAGGUAGAGCUCCACCUGCAGCAGGAAUCCUUGACACCCGGCAGUGGAGCCGUCGUACGCCCUCGGGAGCGAGAGCCGAAUCCUACUAGGUUCCGGAGAUGAGACGGGGGGGCUGGCCGAUGGGGCUGGUUCGGUUCCUGGAGGUGUGGGAACCCCGCUGGUCUCCCAUCGGUGCAGAGUAUUCAUCACCCCCUCCAGGGCAUGACAGACCUGGUUGAUGCGGUCCUCCUGACCACGAAGACGUUCAGCCAUCUCGGCCGUCGGCGCGGUCGCUCCUGCUGAUUCCAUGGUGGUGAUGCGUGAUUCUGUCAGAAUGGUGUGUGUAGAUGAGUGGAAGGAAUCAAGCGCAGGAUCCAGGAUGACUUCAAUAGUCUUUAUAGUACGUUCAACACGUGAACAAAAAUAGUCGCCAACCCAACCGGGUGGCGCAAAACAAUUACGCACAAAACACAGUGCGUAAAACACAAGAAAAGCGCACGCAGUGCGAACUCUCGGGACAAGCCAAACAACGAGAGAAAAUACCCUGACGAGGCAGUCUGACAAUAAACAAUCACGCAUAACACCUGACCCAAACACACGAACUAAAUAAGGGAAACAAUUAAGACACAAAUAAGGGACAGGUGUUAUGAAACAGACAAAACCAACAGAACAUGAAACAUAGAACGGUGGCAGCUAGUACUCCGGAGACGACGACCGCCGAAGCCUGCCCGAACAAGGAAGAGGAGCAGCCUCGGCCGAAACCGUGACAAUCUCCUUCACAUAGAGUUGAUCAGGCUGUUGAUUGUGGCCUGUGGAAUGUUGUCCUACUCCUCUUCAAUGGCUGUGCGAAGUUGCUAGAUAUUGGCGGGAACUGGAACACGCUGUCGUACAUGUCGAUCCAGAGCAUCCCAAACAUGCACAAUGGGUGACAUGUCUGGUGAGUAUGCAGGCCAUGGAAGAACUGGGACAUUUUCAGCUUCCAUGAAUUGUGUACAGAUCCUUGCGACAUGGGGCCGUGCAUUAUUAUGCUGAAACACGAGGUGAUGGUGGUGGAUGAAUGGCACAACAAUGGGCCUCAGGAUCUCAUCACGGUAUUUCUGUGCAUUCAAAUUGCCAUCAAUAAAAUGCAAUUGUGUUUGUUGUAGGUACAGUAGGGAAAAAAAGUAUUUAGUCAGCCACCAAUUGUGCAAGUUCUCCCACUUAAAAAGAUGAGAGAGGCCUGUAAUUUCCAUCAUAGGUACACGUCAACUAUGACAGACAAAUUGAGAAUUUUUUUUCCAGAAAAUCACAUUGUAGGAUUUUUAAUGAAUUUAUUUGCAAAUGAUGGUGGAAAAUAAGUAUUUGGUCACCUACAAACAAGCAAGAUUUCUGGAUCUCACAGACCUGUAACUUCUUCUUUAAGAGGCUCCUCUGUCCUCCACUCGUUACCUGUAUUAAUGGCACCUGUUUGAACUUGUUAUCAGUAUAAAAGACACCUGUCCACUACCUCAAACAGUCACACUCCAAACUCCACUAUGGCCAAGACCAAAGAGCUGUCAAAGGACACCAGAAACAAAAUUGUAGACCUGCACCAGGCUGGGAAGACUGAACCUGCAAUAGGUAAGCAGCUUGGUUUGAAGAAAUCAACUGUGGGAGCAAUUAUUAGGAAAUGGAAGACAUACAAGACCACUGAUAAUCUCCCUCGAUCUGGGGCUCCACGCAAGUUCUCACCCCGUGGGGUCAAAAUGAUCACAAGAAUGGUGAGCAAAAAUCCCAGAACCACACAGGGGGACCUAGUGAAUGACCUGCAGAGAGCUGGGACCAAAGUAACAAAGCCUACCAUCAGUAACACACUACGCCGCCAGGGACUCAAAUCCUGCAGUGCCAGACGUGUCCCCCUGCUUAAGCCAGUACAUGUCCAGGCCCGUCUGAAGUUUGCUAGAGUGCAUUUGGAUGAUCCAGAAGAGGAUUGGGAGAAUGUCAUAUGGUCAGAUGAAACCAAAAUAUAACUUUUAGGUAAAAACUCAACUCGUCGUGUUUGGAGGACAAAGAAUGCUGAGUUGCACCAUACCUACUGUGAAGCAUGGGGGUGGAAACAUCAUGCUUUGGGGCUGUUUUUCUGCAAAGGGACCAGGACGACUGAUCCGUGUAAAGGAAAUAAUGAAUGGGGCCAUGUAUCGUGAGAUUUUGAGUGAAAACCUCCUUCCAUCAGCAAGGGCAUUGAAGAUGAAACGUGGCUGGGUCUUUCAGCAUGACAAUGAUCCCAAACACACCGCCCGGGCAACGAAGGAGAGGCUUCGUAAGAAGCAUUUCAAGGUCCUGGAGUGGCCUAGCCAGUCUCCAGAUCUCAACCCCAUAGAAAAUCUUUGGAGGGAGUUGAAAGUCCGUGUUGCCCAGCGACAGCCCCAAAACAUCACUGCUCUAGAGGAGAUCUGCAUGGAGGAAUGGGCCAAAAUACCAGCAACAGUGUGUGAAAACCUUGUGAAGACUUACAGAAAACGUUUGACCUGUGUCAUUGCCAACAAAGGGUAUAUAACAAAGUAUUGAGAAACUUUUGUCAUUGACCAAAUACUUAUUUUCCACCAUCAUUUGCAAAUAAAUUCAUUAAAAAUCCUACUAUGUGAUUUUCUGGAAUUUUAUUUCUCAUUUUGUCUGUCAUAGUUGACAUGUACCUAUGAUGAAAAUUACAGGCCUCUCUCAUCUUUUUAAGUGGGAGAACUUGCACAAUUGGUGGCUGACUAAAUACUUUUUUUCCCCCACUGUAGCUUAUGCCUGCCCAUACCAUAACCCACCGCAACCAUGGGGCACUCUGUUCACAACGUUGACAUCAGCAAACCGCGCGCCCACACAACGCCAUACUCAAUGUCUGCCAUCUGCCCAGUACAGUUGAAACUGGGAUUCAUCCGUGAAGAGCACACUUCUCCAGUGUGCCAGUGGCCAUCGAAGGUGAGCAUUUGCCCACUGAAGUCGGAUACGACGCCGAACUGCAGUCAGGUCAAGACCCUGGUGAGGACGAGGAGCACGCAGAUGAGCUUCCCUGAAAUGGUUUCUGACAGUUUGUGCAUAAAUUCUUCGGUUGUGCAAACCCACAGUUUCAUCAGCUGUCCGGGUGGUUGGUCUCAGACAAUCCCACAGGUGAAGAAGCCUGAUGUGGAGGUCCUGGGAUGGUGUGGUUACACAUGGUCUCUAAAACGACAUUGGAAGCGGUUUAUGGUACAGAAAUGAACAUUUAAUUCCCUGGCAACAGCUCUGGUGGACAUUCCUUCAGUCAGCAUGCCAAUUACACACUCCCUCAAAACUUGAGACAUCUGUGGUAUUGUGUUGUGUGACAAAACGGCACAUUUUAGAGUGGCCUUUUAUUGUCCCCAGCACAAGGUGCACCUUUGUAGUGAUCAUGCUGUUUAAUCAGCUUCUUGAGAUGUCACACCUCUCAGGUGGAUGGAUUAUCUUGGCAAAGGAGAAAUGCUCACUAACAGGGAUGUUAACAAAGGUGUUUGAUGGGGUUGAGGUCAGGGCCCUGUGCAGGCCAGUCAAGUUCUUCCACACCAAUCUCAACAAACCAUUUCUGUAUGGACCUCGCUUUGUGCACAGGGGCAUUGUCAUGUUGAAACAGGAAAGGGCCUUCCCCAAACUGUUGCCACAAAGUUAGAAGCACAGAAUUGUCUAGAAUGUAAUUGUAUGCUGUAGCGUUAAGAUUUCCUUCAGUGAAACUAAGGGGCCUAGCCCGAACCAUGAAAAUCAGCCCCAGACAAAUUAUUCCUCCUCUACCAAACUUUACAGUUGGCACUAUGCGUUGGGGCAGGUAGCGUUCUCCUGGCAUCCGCCAAACCCAGAUUUGUCCGUCAGACUGCCAGAUGGUGAAGAGUGAUUAAUCACUCCAGAGAAUGUGUUUCCACUGCUCCAGAGUCCAAUGGCGGCAAGCUUUACACCACUCCAGCCGACACUUGGCAUUGCGCAUGGUGAUCUUAUGCUUGUGUGCGGCUGCUCGGCCAUGGAAACCCAUUUCAUGAAGCUCCCGACGAACAGUUAUUGUGCUGACGUUGCUUCCAGAGGCAGUUUGGAACUUGGUAGUGAGUGUUGCAACCGAGGACAGAUAAUUUUUACGCGCUACGUGCUUCAGCACUCGGCGGUCCCUUUCUGUGAGCUUGUGUGGCCUACCAUUUUUUUGUAUGUGGCUGCUAUGAAAGUCAACUGUUUGAGUGUGAUCAGGGUUGUAUUCAUUCCGCCGAUUCUGUUGAAAAACGUUUCUUAAAUGGAAGCAAAAGGAACAAAACGGGGAUAAACAUACCUGAAUUUGUCCAAUAGAAACUCUCGUUUGCAACUGUUCGACUAAUGAUUACACAUAGGUCAGCUAGAUGCAGGCAAGAGUGUUCAAGGCGGUAUUGAAUGUGUCACUGUCUGUCCAUGUGUCACUGUCUUUCACCUUCAAUCUUUCUCUCGACCUGUGUGCACCUACGUUGAAUUCAUAGGUUGUAGCAACCUCAUGAUGGGUAUAGGUACAAUUUUAGUAUCAUGUAGUAGCCUAAACCUAUCGACGUUAAACUGGGUGAAUGGAAUAUGAAUGACAGUCAUCCAAUAUGCUGUAAUAGAAAUAAGGCCAUGCGCAUUUAAAAAAUGUAUCGUCCUCCCUCAUCUUAAACGGCACUGACCGCCACUGAUUAGGAUGGGGAUAUUACUAAAACAACCAUAUACUGUAGUAAGUAGCUAUCAAUCUGUGUACCAUUUUAUGGAUGUCUGAAAUUCUCAUCUCUGUUAGGGCCAAUGGGUAAAUACAUGGUUUAUUGUCCUGAAUGGCCACUCUGCAUUGAGCAAAUGUUAGUUGUUCGUGACUGGUAACCAACUUCCUAUAGACAUAUUAUACAAAUGAUAACGGUAUUUUAAGCAACUUGCUGGAAAGAGCAGAGAAAUCCCCUCCUGGAACUCCUCAUUGUCAUGCCUGUAGAGAUAGUAGUAUGUUGACUGUACUGUGAGGGAAAAAAAUAUUUGAUCCCCUGCUGAUUUUGUACAAUUGCCCACUGACAAAGAAAUUAUCAGUCUAUAAUUUUAAUGGUAGGUUUAUUUGAACAGUGAGAGACAGAAUAACAACAAAAAAAUCCAGAAAAACGCAUGUCAAAAAUGUUAUAAAUUGAUUUGCAUUUUAAUGAUGGAAAUAAGUAUUUGACACCCUCUCAAUCAGAAAGAUUUCUGGCUCCUAUGAUUCAGAGGAAAACUGGGUGAAAGUGUUGUGGUCAGAUGAGACCAAAAUCAAGCUCUUUGGCAUCAACUCAACUCGCCGUGUUUGGAGGAGGAGGAAUGCUGCCUAUGACCCCAAGAACACCAUCCCCACUGUCAAACAUGGAGGUGGAAACAUUAUGCUUUGGGGUUUUUUUUCUGCUAAGGGGACAGGACACCUUCAACGCAUCAAAGGGACGAUGGACGGGCCAUGUACCGUCAAAUCUUGGGUGAGAAUCUCGUUCCCUCAGCCAGGGCAUUGAAAAUGGGUCGUGGAUGGGUAUUCCAGCAUGACAAUGACCCAAAACACAUGGCCAAGGCAACAAAGGAGUGGCUCAAGAAGAAGCACAUUAAGGUCCUGGAGUGGCCUAGCCAGUCUCCAGACCUUAAUCCCAUAGAAAAUCUGUGGAGGGAGCUGAAGGUUCGAGUUGCCAAACGUCAGCCUCGAAACCUUAAUGACUUGGAGAAGAUCUGCAAAGAGGAGUGGGACAAAAUCCCUUCUGAGAUGUGUGCAAACCUGGUGGCCAACUACAAGAAAGGUCUGACCUCUGUGAUUGCCAACAAGGGUUUUGCCACCAAGUACUAAGUAAUGUUUUGCAGAGGGGUGAAAUACUUAUUUCCCUCAUUAAAAUGCAAAUCAAUUUAUAACAUUUUUGACAUGCGUUUUUCUGGAUUUUGUUGUUGUUAUUCUGUCUCUCACUGUUCAAAUAAACCUACCAUUAAAAUUAUAGACUGAUCAUGUCUUUGUCAAUGGGCAAACGUACAAAAUCAGCAGGGGAUCAAAUACUUUUUUCCCUCACUGUAUACCAUGUUGGAACCAUAGAAAUAGAACCAAUCUAGGCAUUCUAAUUCUAAUCAUUCUAGUCAUUCUAAUCAUACAGUGCCUUUCAAAAGUAUUCUUCCCCCUUGCCAUCCCCCUUGGCGUUUUUCCUAUUUUGUUGCAUUACAACCUGUAAUUUAAAUGGAUUUGUAUUUGGAUUUCUUGUAAUGGACAUACACAAAAUAGUCCAAAUUGGUGAAGUGAAAUGAAAAAAAAUAUUUAAAAUAAAAAACGGAAAAGUGGUGCGUGCAUAUGUAUUCACCCCCUUUGCUAUGAAGCCCCUAAAUAAGAUCUGGUGCAACCAAUUACCUUCAGAAGUCACAUAAUUUGUUAAAUAAAGUCCACCUGUGUGCAAUCUAAGUGUCACAUGAUCUGUCACAUGAUCUCAGUAUAUAUACACCUGUUCUGAAAGGCCCCAGAGUCUGCAACACCACUAAGCAAGGGGCACCACCAAGCAAGCGGCACCAUGAAGACCAAGGAGCUCUCCAAACAGGUCAGGGACAAAGUUGUGGAGAAGUACAGAUCAGGGUUGGGUUAUAAAAAAACAUCAGAAACUUUGAACAUCCCACGGAGCACCAUUAAAUCCGUUAUUAAAAAAUGGAAAGAAUAUGCCACCACAACAAACCUGCCAAGAGAGGGCCGCCCACCAAAACUCACGGACCAGGCAAGGAGGGCAUUAAUCAGAGAGGCAACAAAGAGCCCAAAGAUAACCCUGAAGGAGAUGCAAAGCUCCACAGCGGAGAUUGGAGUAUCGGUCCAUAGGACCACUUUAAGCCAUACACUCCACAGAGCUGGGCUUUACAGAAGAGUGGCCAGAAAAAAGCCAUUGCUUAAAGAAAAAAAUAAGCGAACACAUUUUGUUUUCGGCAAAAGGCAUGUGGGAGACUCCCCAAACAUAUGGAAGAAGGUACUCUGGUCAGAUGAGACUAAAAUUGAGCUUUUUGGCCAUCAAGGAAAACGCUAUGUCUGGCGCAAAACCAACACCUCUCAUCACCCCGAGAACACCAUCCCCACAGUGAAGCAUGGUGGUGGCAGCAUCAUGCUGUGGGGAUGUUUUUCAUCGGCAGGGACUGGGAAACUGGUCAGAAUUGAAGGAAUGAUGGAUGGCGCUAAAUAAAGGGAAAGUCUUGAGGGAAACCUGUUUCAGUCUUCCAGAGAUUUGAGACUGGGACAGAGGUUCACCUUCCAGCAGGACAUUGACCCUAAGCAUACUGCUAAAGCAACACUCGAGUGGUUUAAGGGGAAACAUUUAAAUGUAUUGGAAUGGCCUAGUCAAAGCCCAGACCUCAAUCAAAUUGAGAAUCUGUGGUAUGACUUAAACAUUGCUGUACACCAGCGGAACCCAUCCAACUUGAAGGAGCUGGAGCAGUUUUGCCUUGAAGAAAGGGCAAAAAACCCAGUGGCUAGAUGUGCCAAGCUUAUAGAGACAUACCCCAAGAGACUUGCAGCUAUAAUUGCUGCAAAAGGUUGCUCUACAAAGUUGUGAUGAGGUGUGAAUGAAGGAGUCAGGCGCAGGAGGUUAAACACCGAAGUCCAGAGUUUAUACCAUUUACAUAAAUAAAACGCACAAAGCAUCAAAACGAAACUAUCACAAGGGAAAUAUUCCACCUUGGCAAUAACAAAUGGAAGAUUAGCUCAAUCGAGCUACUCGCUCUCACAAUGAAACAAUCACUCACAAAGACAAGGGGAACAGAGGGAACACUUAUACACAUACUACUUAGGGGAAUGAGCAGCAGGUGUGUGUGAUUGACAAGACAAGACAUGACAAGUGGAGUGAUGAGAAUGGGAUCGGAAGUAGCUAGUAAGCCGGUGAUGACGAACGCCGAAACCUGCCCGAACAAGGAGGGGAGGCAGCCUUGGCGGAAGUCGUGACAGUACCCCCCCCCCUUGACGCGUGGCCAGGAGGACGCGGAGCAGGGCGAGUCGGGUGACGACAGUGGAAAUCCCUCAACAGGGAGGGAUCGAGGAUGUCCCUCCUUGGGACCCAGCACCGUUCCUCCGGACCGUACCCCUCCCACUCCACGAGAUACUGAAGGCCCGACGCCUCGAAUCCAGUAUGGGAUCGACCGAGUAUGCCGGGGCCCCCUCGAUGUCCAGAGGAGGUGGAGGAACCUCCCGCUCCUCAGACUACUGGAGCGGACCAGCUACCACCGGCCUGAGGAGAGACACAUGAAACGAGGGGUUAAUACGGUAAUCAGGGGGGAGUAACAACCUGUAUGUAACCUCGUUUAUCCUCCUCAGGACAUUACACGGCCCCAAAUACCGCGGGCUCAGCUUCCGGCAGGGCAGGCGGAGGGGUAGAUUCUGGGUUAAGAGCCAGACCCGAUCCCCCGGUAUGAAAACCGGGGCCUUCUGCGGUGGCGGUCAGCGUUCGCCUUCUGACGACGCACGGCGCGCUGGAGGCGAACGUGGGCAGCAUCCCAAGUCUCCUCCGCCCGCCGAAACCAGUCAUCCACCGCAGGAGCUGGCUCUGGUGCCACGGUGCCAGGACCAGUUGGUAACCCAAAACACAUUGGAAGGGUGUUCGGUUAGUGGAGGAGUGGCGGAGAGAGUUCUGAGCGUAUUAUGCCCAUGGCAGGAACAUCGACCACUCCCCCGGCCGGUCCUGACAGUAGGUCCGCAGGAACCUACCCACAUCUUGAUUCACCGUUUCCACCUGCCCAUUACUCUUGGGGUGAAAUCCAGAGGUCAGGCUGACCGAGACCCCCAGACGUUCCAUGAGCGCCUUCCAGACUCUAGACGUGAACUGGGGACCUCGGUCGGACACGAUAUCCUCUGGUACCCCGUAGUGCCGGAAGACGUGAGUAAACAGAGUCUCCGCAGUUUGUAGGGCCGUGGAGAGAGCGGGCAGAGUUAGGAGGCGGCAGGACUUAGAAAAGCGAUCCACAAUGACCAGGAUAGUGGUGUUACCUUGGGAGAAGGGAAGAUCAGUAAGAAAAUCAAUACUAAGGUGAGACCAUGGUCGUUAUGAAACUGGUAAAGGUUGUAGCUUACCCGCUGGGAGGUGCCUAGGUGCCUUACUCUGGGCGCACACUGAGCAGGAGGAAACAUACACCCUCACGUCCUUAGCUAAGUUAGGCCACCAGUACUUCUCGGUCAGGCAGCGCAUUGUACGAUACCUGGAUGACCAGAGGAGGGUGACGUGUGUGCCCAGUAGAUCAGACGAUCACAGAAAAGCGCAGGCAUGUACUGCAGCCCAGCUGGACACUGCGGUGGAGAUGGAUCUGUGCGUAAUGCCUGCGCUAUAUCUGUGUCCAUCGCCCAUACUACCGGCGCCACAAUGCAUGAGGCCGGGAGUAUGGGGGUGUUGUCUCUGGGCCUCUCCUCUGUGUCAUACAGCCGAGACAGUGCGUCUGCCUUCACAUUCUUCGUACCCGGAAUGUAUGAGAGUGUGAAAUCAAACCGGGUGAAGAAGAGGGCCCACCUGGCCUGGCGAGGUUUCAGCCUCGUCGCUGCCCGAAUGUACUCCAGGUUAUGGUGGUCUGUCCAGACGAGGAAAGGGUGUUUCACCCCUUCAAGCCAAUGCCUCCACACCGUCAAAGCUCGGACAACAGCCAGCAGCUCCCGAUCACCAACGCCGUAGUUCUGCUCCGCCGAGCUGAGCUUCUUCGAAAAGAAUGCACAGGGGCAGAGCUUGGGUGGCGUGCCCGAGCAUUGGGACAAGACAGCGCCUAUCCCUACCUCGGACGCAUCCACCUCCACUACGAACGGUAGUGAUGGAUCGGGGUGAGCCAGUACCGGGGCGGAGGUGAACAGACCCCGCAAUCUACUGAAGGCCAAAUCAGCCUCAGCAGACCAGCGGCGCCGGGACGGCCCACCCUUCAACAAGGAGGUAAUGGGAGCUGCGACCUUGCCAAAGCCCCGAAUAAACCUCCGAUAGUAGUUGGCAAAGCCAAGGAAGCACUACACCUCCUUCACCGUGGUUGGAGUCGGCCAAUUACGCACGGCUGAAAUGCGAUCUCCCUCCAUCUCCACACCUGUGGUAGUAAUGCGGUAUCCGAGGAAGGAGAUUGACUGCUGGAAAAACUCACACUUCUCUGCCUUGGCAUAAAGAUCAUUUUCCAGCAGUCGGACCAGUACCUUGCGAACCAGGGACACAUGCUUGGCGCGCGUAGAGGAAUACACCAGGAUGUCAUCGAUGUAGACCACCACACCGCGACCAAGCACGUCCCGAAACACCUCGUUCACAAAGGACUGGAAAACGGAUGGAGCAUUCAUCAAACCGUAGGGCAUCACCAGGUAUUCAUAAUGCCCCGAGGUAUUCAUAAUCCUCCUGCGCUCUCUCGACCGGCGGCUCCCCCCAGCUCCAUCUGCUCGGGGUCAGAGUCGUCCGGAGUGGGAACGGGCAGACCCCUACCAGGACGUCCUCUGGCUGCUAGCAGAUUGUCCAGCCGGAUGGCCAUGUCCACCAGUUGGGAGAACAAUAGCAUGGCAUCACGGCAGGCUAGCUCCCAUCGGACAUCCUCCCUUAGGUGGCACUGGAAAUGGUCGAUCAGGGCCCGCUCGUUCCACCCGGACCCCGCUGCCAGCAUCCGGAACUCCAGCGCGUAGUCCUGUGCGGUCCUUGUCCCCUGCCUCAGAUGGACCAGUCGUUCGCCCGCCUCUCGACCCUCAGGCGGGUGAUCGAAAACGGCCCGAAAGAGGCGAGCAAACUCCCUGUAGUCCUCCAACGCGUCACCUCCCUCGUUCCACACCGCGUUGGCCCACUCCAGGGCUCUCCCACAAAGGCAGGAAACGAGGACAGAUACCUUCUCCCGCUCCAGUGGCGCCGGCCUGAUGCUGGAGAAAUACAACUCUAGUUGGAGCAGAAAUCCCUUACAUCGCACUGCCGUCCCAGUGGCCGGGAUAUCUGGAUCCCUCCAGGGGCUGGGGUGUAGGUGGCUGGAUCCGGUUGACCAGCUGGUCUCGAUAGAUCAGGUCCUCUCUUCUCCAGGCGUUGUACUACCUGAAGAACCCGAUCCAUCGCUCCCCCCAAGCUGGCCAGCAUCGAGGAAUGCUCCUGGACCCUUGCCACAACUCCAGGCAUGCGGUCUUCUCCUGCGGACUCCAUUCAGUGGGUGAGUGAUUCUGUGAUGAGGUGUGAAUGAAGGAGUCAAGCGCAGGAGGUAAAACACCAAAGUCCAGAGUUUAUUCCAUUUACAUAAAUAAAACGCACCAAGCGUCAAAACGAAAUUAUCACAAGGGAAAUAUUCCACCUUGGCAAUAACAAAUGGAAGAGUAGCUCAACCGAGCUACUCGCUCUCACAAUGAAACAAUCACUCACAAAGACAAGAGGAACAGAGGGAACACAUAUACACAUACUAAUUAGGGGAAUGAGCACCAGGUGUGUGUGAUUGACAAGACAAGACAUGACAAGUGGAGUGAUGAGAAUGGGAUCGGCAGUAGCUAGUAAGCCGGUGACGACAAACGCCGAAACCUGCUCGAACAAGGUAUUGACUUUGGGGGGGUGAAUAGUUAUGCACGCUCAAGUUUUCUGUUUUUUUGUCUUAUUUGUUUCACAAUAAAACAUAUUUUGCAUCUUCAAAGUGGUAGGCAUGUUGUGUAAAUCAAAUUAUACAAACCCCAAAAAAAUCAAUUCUAAUUCCAGGUUGUAAGCAACAAAAUAGGAAGAAUGCCAAGGGGGGUGAUGUCACACCCUGGCUCUGGGGACUCUAUAUGUUGAGCCAGGGUGUGUAUAUUCUAUGUGUUUUUUGUUUCUAUGUUCACAGUCUAGGAUUGUAUUUCUGUGUUGGCCAGAGUGGUUCCCAAUCAGAGGCAACGAGUGUCAGCUGUUGCUGGUUGUCUCUGAUUGGGAGCCAUAUUUAUACAGGCUGUUUUCCCACAAUGGUUGUGGGAUCUUGUUCCAGUUGGUUUUGUGUUUGUACCGUGGACUUCACGUAUCGUUUAUUGUUUUGUUUAUUGUGUGUACACUUAAUUAAAUAAGAUGUACAAAUCUCACGCUGCGCCUUGGUCUACUCAAUUCGACGAUCGUGGCAGAAGAUCCCACCAUACCAGGACCAAGCAGCGUGUCCAGGAGCAGGCAGCCUGGACAUGGGAGGAGAUAUUGGACGGAAAGGGUCCUGGACUUGGAAGGAGAUACAGGCCGGGAUGGAUCGGCAUCCGUGGGAAGAGACGGUGGAGGCGCGCCGUAGAGAGGAGCAGCGGCGCCAAACGGGUCAACGUCGGACAGGCGAGAGGCAACCCCAAAUAAAUUUUAGGGGGGGGGCACAUGGCAUGGACGACGGGGCUGCUGGAGGCAGAUAAGGGGCGAGUUCAGAAGGCCACCAGGUUACGGGAGCCAUUGGUGAGAAGAGGGAAGGAAGAUGUAGAGGCACGGCGAGAGGUACUGAGGUGUAUUGCCAGUCCGGUCCGGCCCGUUCCUGAUCCCCGUUUAAGGCCAGUGGUGUGUGUUCCCAGUACGGUCUGUUCCUGUCCCUCGCACCAAGCAUACGGUGCGCGUCGCCAGCCCAGCCCGGCCUGUUCCUGCCCCUCGCACCAAGCCUACGGUGCGCGUCGCCAGCCCGGCCUGGCCUGUUCCUGCCACUCGCACCAAGCCUACGGUGCGCGUCGCCAGCCCGGCCCGGCCUGUUCCUGCCACUCGCACCAAGCCUACGGUGCGCGUCGCCAGCCCGGCCCGGCCUGUUCCUGCCACUCGCACCAAGCCUACGGUGUGCGUCGCCAGCCCGGCCCGGCCUGUUCCUGCCACUCGCACCAAGCCUACGGUGCGCGUCGCCAGCCCGGCCCGGCCUGUUCCUGCCACUCGCACCAAGCCUACGGUGCGCGUCGCCAGCCCGGCCCGGCCUGUUCCUGCCACUCGCCCACCAAGCCUACGGUGCGCGUCGCCAGCCCGGCCCGGCCUGUUCCUGCCACUCGCACCAAGCCUACGGUGCGCGUCGCCAGCCCGGCCCGGCCUGUUCCUGCCACCCGCACCAAGCCAGGGGUGCGAGUCGCCAGCCCGGCCCGGCCUGUUCCUGCUCCACGCACCAAGCCAGGGGUGCGAGUCGUCAGCCUGGUAAGGCCCGUUCCUGCUCCACGCACCAAGCCAGGGGUGCGAGUCGUCAGCCCGGUACGGCCCGUUCCUGCUCCAUGCACCAAGCCAGGGGUGCGCAUCGUCAGCCCGGUACGGCCCGUUCCUGCUCCACGCACCAAGCCAGGGGUGCGUAUCGUCAGCCCGGUCCGGCCCGUUGCUGCUCCACGCACCAAACCAGGGGUGCGCAUCGUCAGCCCGGUCCGGCCCGUUCCUGCUCCACGCACCAAGCCAGGGGUGCACAUCGUCAGCCCGGUCCGGCCCGUUGCUGCUCCACGCACCAAGCCAGGGGUGCGCAUCGUCAGCCCGGUCCGGCCCGUUCCUGCUCCACGCACCAAGCCAGGGGUGCGCGUCGUCAGUCCGGCACAACCCGUGCCUGCUCCACGCACCAAGCCAGGGGUGCGCGUCGUCAGUCCGGCACAACCCGUGCCUGGGUCACCGGUGCCUGAUCAGGUACCGGUCAGCUGCUCCACACCGGAGCUUAAGCAAUCCGCUCCUUCGAUGUCCAGUCCAGCUCCAGCCAGCGGGGCCAGACCGGACCAGGGCCGUUACGGGGGGAUUAUUGGAGGGUGGUGGGCAAGCCCGGAGCCGGAACCGCCUCCGAGGAGGAAUGCCCACCCAGCCCUCCCCUGUUUGGUUUAUGUGGAGGCGCGGUCGCAGUCCGCGCCUUUGGGGGGGGGGGUACUGUCACACCCUGGCUCUGGGGACUCUAUAUGUUGAGCCAGGGUGUGUAUAUUCUAUGUGUUUGUGUUUAUAUGUUCACAGUCUAGGAUUGUAUUUCUGUGUUGGCCAGAGUGGUUCCCAAUCAGAGGCAACGAGUGUCAGCUGUUGCUGGUUGUCUCUGAUUGGGAGCCAUAUUUAUACAGGCUGUUUUCCCACAAUGGUUGUGGGAUCUUGUUCCAGUUGGUUUUGUGUUUGUACCGUGGACUUCACGUAUCGUUUAUUGUUUUGUUUAUUGUGUGUACACUUAAUUAAAUAAGAUGUACAAAUCUCACGCUGCGCCUUGGUCUACUCAAUUCGACGAUCGUGACAGGUGAAUACUUUUGCAAGCCACUGUACUAGUUCUGUGGUUGGAACAUUGAGUCCCUGUCUUGUCUCCAUGGCUCCUUGUCAUUGAGGUGCCAGGCAUAGGUUUCAUGGGUUUGCCACGCAAGAGUGUGACUUAACAUCAAGAGUGUGAGAUGAUUCCUGUCUCUGUGUCUGGCCAAGCCCAUCAUGAGUUGCCCAAAAGAGGACAUCAAACAGGCAUCAAACAAGGAACAGUCGAGUCACCAAGAUGGCCGCCGCCACCGCCGCUAACAAACAAAACAAUCGGGGCUCUCCCAUUUUAUAUUGAUUAUGUAAAACACACAUUAUGUUAUAGGCUAGGGGCUAAAAUUAUCAUCAUUCAUCACCUUCUUAGACUUAACUCUUUUUUAUGUAAUUUUUUGGGGAAUCCAGUCCACAUUUAAAGGAUGAACCUUACAGAUAUUUUCUAUGCAAGUUGUACUAGUUGAGAAGUAAGAGGUGGAAGGGCUUGCAUUUAAAUAUCUCAUUAUGCUGUAUUGUGAUACAGUACAAUGCUUCUCUACUACUGUCUGGGAAAUGUAAGAUCUCGUGAUUAGAUUCUUAGAGGAGCUGUACAAAUUGAAUAUCAAAGGGAACACUCUGUCUGCACAAAAGUAUCUGAUUAAUCUAAUCUACAGUACAGUGUGUCUCACCCGUGGUACUCUGCACUGAGUCAGCCAGGUCAGGAUGUCCCUGUGUGUUUACGAGCUGUGUCCCCAGUCAGUCCCCAUUAACGUAAGUAAUGACAUUUGCCUCUGCCUAGCCAUCUGGGUCCUGGCUCUGCCUCCUAAGGUUGCCUCCUGGAGUAGGAUCAUUAAAUGGAUAGUAUGAGGAAACUUGCUAUAACUCUUGCAGACAAGAUCGGAGAUACUCCCACUGCCACACCUCCUACUGCCACACCUCCAGGCUAUACCAUCCUCAGGGUGUCCUGUGAUAUUCCGUGCUCAUAGGGUGCUGGCUGGCUGUCUGACUUUCUGGCUGGCUGGUUAGCUGGCUGCUCCAGCCUCCAGGGUUUCUCAGGCUGGCUAGUUGGUGUUGGUGUGUGGGUCCAGCCCUGAUCAGGCUGGCUGGUUGGUGUGUGGGUCCAGCCCUGGGACCCUCCCUCCCCUUUUUACCUCUCCCUCCAGCUGCUGUGUCGCCAUGAGUCUGCUCCCUUGAAAUAUAAUAUCCUCAUCUGUGCCUCAUUUAUCGCUGGCAGGCCAUUACAACCCCUGUUUAAUCCCUGCUACAUUUGUGUCUUUGAGAAACGGAACCCUCUGAUGACUGGCUUUAUGAGAGGGGAGAUGUGUGUAGAUUUAUUUGGGGUGUGACUUUAGGAGCCCCCUUUUUUAUUAGGGCGCCAUAUUAAGUAACACCCGCCCCCCCCCCUCUCUGGUUUAGAUAUAUGACUGGGAACUGUACAUGACUUUAGAUGUUCAGCUGAUCACGUUGCAUGUUUGUGUUGUUGUAAGGCAUUUCUAGCAUGGAUUGGUACGGUUGGUAUAUUUAGCUGCCUGUAAAUAGGAGUGUUCUAUAAUAAUAAUAAUAUAAUAUGCCAUUUAGCAGACGCUUUUAUCCAAAGCGACUUACAGUCGUGCGUGCAUACAUUUUUGUGUAUGGGUGGUCCCGGGGAUCGAACCCACUUCUGAAUUGAUCAAUCAGCGUACAUUGGUCCUGCUUCUGCUGCUGCAUCCCCAUGAAACCUGAUAGGAGAACUACAUGUGAUGCAUCAUUCCUCAUCAUUCCAUUAUGCAUCGUCUAUAGCUGUCUGCAUUUACAAAUAAAAUGAUCACAAUCACAAAAAUCGCUUUGCACUAAUCAUGAGGAAUAAUCAAUCAACAGUUUACACAGUUAAUCAGUGGGAUACAUAAUUCCAAUUUUUUAAACAAUGCGCAAAGAUGGAGCAGGUGCUUCUGUUUUGUCCACAGCUGUCCCCUCCAGUGUGUGCCAGCAUCGACACGUGUAUGUCAGGCAUGUGGCCAACAGAAGGCAGACUGUCUACCAUGAUACAUGUACUGGUCUGCAUGAGGUCUGUGCCAACAUUUUGCAGGACAGUCAAAUAGUGUGAGUCAUGAGAUCAUGUUGUUGUACAAAGGAACUAAUACACCAUUUAAACGACCUAGAUAAGCAUUGUCACCAGGAGAAUAGAAGGGUGUACGCCAUAGGAGGAAGCAGGCAGCAGCGUUUAUACCGUCAAGUAUUUGGUAAAUAUACUGCAUCUAUCAUUCCACAAGGCUGUAGAGCAGCAGAGCUCUCUUCCUUCACAUAAAUCCUUGUGCAGCGGUACAUUACGGCCUUGCCUUAUUACAUGCCUUGCUAAGCAUUGACGCACGGAGAGUGAUGGAUAAGAGCAGGCAGACCAAUAGGUGUGGUUUCUGAGGCCUGGCUGGAGGUGGAUUUGAAUACAGCGCUGCCUGACUGCGUGUUUCUGUGGCAGAACUCGGUGCAGGUAUCGCCUUUCACAGCCUGCCUGCCUCAGAUCCAUCCGGAUAGGCAAGGGUGAGGCUGAGGGUGUAUCCUAAAUGGCAUCCUGGUCAAAAGGAAUGCACUAAAUAGGGAAUAGGGUGCCAUUUGGGAUUCAUGCUGAUGUUCAGGUACAGUGCCUUGCAAAAGUAUUCAUACCCCUUGGCGUUUUUCCUAUUUUGUUGCAUUACAACCUGUAAUUUAAAUUGAUUUUUAUUUGGAUUUCAUGUAAUGGACAAACACAAAAUAGUCCAAAUUGGUGAAGUGAAAUGAAAAAAAUUACUUCUUUCAACAAAUUAUACAAAAUAAAUAACGGAAAAGUUUUGCGUGCAUAUGUAUUCACCCCUUUGCUAUGAAGCCCCUAAAUAAGAUCUGGUGCAACCUACCUUCAGAAGUCACAUAAUUAGUUAAAUAAAGUCCACCUGUGUGCAAUUUAAGUGUCACGUGAUCUGUCACAUGAUCUCAGUAUAUAUACACCUGUUCUGAAAGGCCCCAGAGUCUGCAACACCACUAAGCAAGGGACACCACCAAGCAAGCGGCACCAUGAAGACCAAGGAGCUCUCCAAACAGGUCAGGGACAAAGUAAUGGAGAAGUACAGAUCAGGGUUGGGUUAGAAAAAAAUAUCCGAAACUUUGAACAUCCCAUGGAGCACCAUUAAAUCAAUUAUUAAAAAAUUGAAAGAAUAUGGUACCACAACAAACCUGCCAAGAGAGGGCCGCCCACCAAAACUCAUGGACCAGGCAAGGAGGGCAUUAAUCAGAGAGGCAACAAAGAGACCAAAGAUAACCCUGAAGGAGCUGCAAAGCUCUACAGUGGAGAUUGGAGUAUCUGUCCAUAGGACCACUUUAAGCCAUACACUCCACAGAGCUGGACUUUACAGAAGAGUGGCCAGAAAAAAGCCUUUGCUUAAAGAAAAAAAUAAGCAAACAUGUUUGGUGUUCGCCAAAAGGCAUGUGGGAGACUCCCCAAACAUAUGGAAGAAGGUACUCUGGUCAGAUGAGACUAAAAUUGAGCUUUUUGGCCAUCAAGGAAAACACUAUGUCUGGCGCAAACCCAACACCUCUCAUCACCCUGAGAACACCAUCCCCACAGUGAAGCAUGGUGGUGGCAGCAUCAUGCUGUGGGGAUGUUUUUCAUCGGCAGGGACUGGGAAACUGGUCAGAAUUGGAGGAAUGAUGGAUGGCGCUAAAUACAGGGAAAUUCUUGAGGGAAACCUGUUUCAGUCUUACAGAGAUUUGAGACUGGAAUGGAGGUUCACCUUCCAGCAGGACAAUGACCCUAAGCAUACUGCUGAAGCAACACUCGAGUGGUUUAAGGGGAAACAUUUAAAUGUCCUGGAAUGGCCUAGUCAAAGCCCAGACCUCAAUCCAAUUGAGAAUCUGUGGUAUGACUUAAAGAUUGCUGUACACCAGCGGAACCCAUCCAACUUGAAGGAGCUGGAGCAGUUUUACCUUGAAGAAUGGGCAAAAAACCCAGUGGCUAGAUGUGCCAAGCUUAUAGAGACAUACCCCAAGAAACUUGCAGCUGUAAUUGCUGCAAAAGGUGGCUCUACAAAGUAUUGACUUGGGGGGGCGGGGGGGGGUGAAUAGUUAUGCACGCUCAAGUUUUCUGGUUUUUUUGUCUUAUUUCUUGUUUGUUUCACAAGAGAAAAUAUUUUGCAUCUUCAAAGUGGUAGGCAUGUUGUGUAAAUCAAAUGAUACAAACCCCCCAAAAAUCAAGAAAAAUGCCAAGGGGGGUGAAUACUUUCGCAAGCCACUGUAGGUCUUCCUGCCAAGCUGGCUGCUCCAGUGACAAAUUCACUACAUUGGGGACAGCCUACAUUGCACCGUGUUUCUAAUACUACGGCAGUGCUGACACAGGCAAUGUCUACUGUAUAGUGUAUAUCAAGACUAUUUGUUUUGUAAAUACCAGAACAACACAAUUUCAUACUGUACUGUAUAGAAUAGGAUAUAGGAUCUUUUGAACAGUCAGCCUCAGAUACCACAGUGUGCCUUUAAUAUGUUUAGGGUGAAACUAAAGAGUUGUCUUUCUGUUUUACAGGUUAGUGUGAUUGUUUGAAACGCUGCUGCGACAAGGAGAGAUCUUCAACAUGAAUACAGGUGUGUAUCUGCCGGUGGACAGUUGUAUUGCUCUUCUUCAAAGGGUCUCUUUUGAAUAUCAUUCAAUCGUUCAGCCUUUUCUUUAUUCAAAACAGCCACACAAAGCAGUCCUCUCUCUAGGCCUUUGUCCAACAGAGCUGGAAGUGACUGGGCAUUCAUCUCAUGGCUCUGGUAAACCGGGCCUGUUUGUGAGUCUCAUUUUGUGGGCUUGACUUUUCUCCAAGAUAUUAAAGGAAGCUCCGCGGCUUACAAAAUAACUGGCCAUUCCACACCCCAGAGAUGCAAUGAAUAGAACAAAAAAAAAAAAAAAGUAAAGUAACUCUGAUUGUUUACCCAUGUCUACGUCCCAGCCAGACAGCUCUUCCUGUAAGCGGCAGGCCCUAGCCAGGAUGCUUUUUGUAUGAGUCAUGAGGAAAUUAUAAUUCUGCCUCUCUUCUUAUUGCAAGGCAUUGUCCGUGUUGGCAUUUGGGAUAAAAUCUAUUUUCUCAGUUGCAUGUGAUUUCCUCGCAUUCCUCAUAUUAAAGCACUGGAAUAAAAGCGGGCAGAUCACUUUUCAAAGUUUGCCCCAUUGAAAUAAUGCUGUAUUAGGCCUACAUAGUUUCUUAUGGAACAAUCCUCAAAUAUUUGCAUUGUGCAUGCAGUCACUCCCGCUGUGUGAGAUAGGCCUGCAUUAUGCACCGCCAUGCUACGCUUUCUGAUGAGUUUUCUGUGAGAGCUGCUCGAAAUGAUCCAGGAUACGUUUCCUAUUAUCAGCCCAUCAAAUCUACAAUAGAAAUUGAACCUAUUUCAAUGUACUAUACAUACAGUUGAAGUCGGAAGUUUACAUACACCUUAGCCAAAUACAUUUAAACUCAGUUUUUCACAAUUCCUGACAUUUAAUCCUAGUAAAAAUUCCCUGUCUUAGGUCAGUUAGGAUCACCACUUUAUUUGAUGAAUGUGAAAUGUCAGAAUAAUAGUAGAGAGAAGGAUUUAUUUAAGCUUUUAUUUAUUUCAUCACAUGCCCAGUGGGUCAGAAGUUUACGUAUACUCAAUUAGUAGCAUUGUCUUUAAAUUGUUUAACUUGGGUCAAACGUUUCAGGUAUCCUUCCACAAGCUUCCCACAAUAGGUUGGGUGAAUUUUGUCCCAUUCCUCCUGACAGAGCUGGUGUAACUGAGUCAGAUUUGUAGGCCUCCUUGCUCGCACACGCUUUUUCAGUUCUGCCCACACAUUUUCUAUAGGUUUGAGGUCAGGGCUUUGUGAUGACCACUCCAAUACCUUGACUUUGUUGUCCUUAGGCCAUUUUGCCACAACUUUGGAAGUAUGCUUGGGGUCAUUGUCCAUUUGGAAGACCCAUUUGCGACCAAGCUUUAACUUCCUGACUGAUGUCUUGAGAUGUUGCUUCAAUAUAUCCACAUAAUUUUCCUUCCUCAUGAUGCCAUCUAUUUUGUGAAGUGCACCAGUCCCUCUUGCAGCAAAGCAUCCCCACAGCAUGAUGCUGCCACCCCCGUGCUUCACGGUUGGGAUGGUGUUCUUCGGCUUGCAAGCGUCCCCCUUUUUCCUCCAAACAUAACGAUGGUCAUUAUGGCCAAACUGUUCUAUUUUUGUUUCAUCAGACCAGAGGACAUUUCUCCAAAAAGUACUAUCUUUGUCCCCAUGUGCAGUUGCAAACCGUAGUCUGGCUUUUUUAUGGUGGUUUUGGAGCAGUGGCUUCUUCCUUGCUGAGCGGCCUUUCAGGUUAUGUCGAUAUAGGACUCGUUUUACUGUGAAUAUAGAUACUUUUGUACCUGUUUCCUCCAGCAUCUUCACAAUGUCCUUUGCUGUUGUUCUGGGAUUGAUUUGCACUUUUCGCAGCAAAGUACGUUCAUCUCUAGGAGACAGAACGCGUCUCCUUCCUGAGCGGUAUGACUGCUGCGUGGUCCCAUGGUGUUUAUACUUGCGUACUAUUGUUUGUACAGAUGAACGUGGUACCUUCAGGCAUUUGGAAAUUGCUCCCAAGGAUGAACCAGACUGGUGGAGGUCUACAAUUCUUUUUCUGAGGUCUUGGCUGAUUUCUUUUGAUUUUCCCAUGAUGUCAAGCAAAGAGGCACUGAGUUUGAAGGUAGGCCUUGAAAUACAUCCACAGGUACACCUCCAAUUGACUCAAAUGAUGUCAAUUAGCCUAUCAGAAGCUUCUAAAGCCAUGACAUCAUUUUCUGGAAUUUUCCAAGCUGUUUAAAGGCACAGUCAAUUUAGUGUAUAUAAACUUCUGACCCACUGGAAUUGUGAUACAGUGAAUUAUAAGUGAAAUAAUCUGUCUGUAAACAAUUGUUUGAAAAAUUACUUGUGUCAUGCACAAAGUAGAUGUCCUAACCGACUUGCCAAAACUAUAGUUUGUUAACAAGAAAUUUGUAGAGUGGUUGAAAAACGAGUUUUAAUGACUUCAACCUAAGUGUAUGUAAACCUCCGACUUCAACUGUAUUUCAUGUCCAUAUAUUCAGUACCAAAAUUCUAAUGACAUUUUUCAUCAGAUAAUCCUGCCUUGCAUGCACAAUGACUUGCAUUAUGUGACAGAAUGCUUUAUUUAAUUUCAUUGGGAUCAGGCAUGAUUUGGGUUAAUCUUCUUCAUAUGCUUAAUCUUUUUUGCCAUGAUGCCAUAUUUUUAUGCAUUUGCUUUGGGGGGCUUGUCUGUCUGUUGGGGGGGCUUGUGUCUGUGUCUUUGUUGGGAGUCUGUCUUUGUUGGGGAGGCUUGUGUCUGUGUCUUUGUUGGGGGGGGGGGGCUUCCCUGUCUCUCACUCUUAACUCCCCAUAGCACUUCCCUGUCUCUUACUCUAAUUCCCCAUAGCACUUCCCUGUCUCUUAACUCUAACUCCCCAUAGCACUUCCCUGUCUCUCACUCUUAACUCCCAUAGCACUUCCUGUCUCUCACUCUUGACUCCCCAGGGCACUUCCCUGUCUCUCACUCUUAACUCCCCAUAGCACUUCCCUGUCUCUCACUCUUAACUCCCCAUAGCACUUCCCUGUCUCUUACUCUAAGUUCCCCCAUAGCACUUCCCUGUCUCUCACUCUUAACUUCCCAUAGCACUUCCCUGUCCUCUCACUCUUAACUCCCCAUAGCACUUCCCUGUCUCUCACUCUUAACUUCCCAUAGCACUUCCCUGUCUCUCACUCUUAACUUCCCAUAGCACUUCCCUGUCUCUCACUCUUAACUCCCCAGGGCACUUCCCUGUCUCUCACUCUUAACUCCCCAUAGCACUUCCCUGUUCUCACUCUUAACUUCCCAUAGCACUUCCCUGUCUCUCACUCUUAACUUCCCAUAGCACUUCCCUGUCUCUCACUCUAACUCCCCAUAGCACUUCCCUGUCUCUCACUCUUAACUUCCCAUAGCACUUCCCUGUCUCUCACUCUUAACUUCCCAUAGCACUUCCCUGUCUCUCACUCUAACUCCCCAUAGCACUUCCCUGUCUCUCACUCUUAACAACCAUGAAGAGAGUCCAGAGCUCACCAAACCUAUAUGGGGCAGCAGGUACUCUAUUCACUCCACUCAACUCAAAUAUACACCUCUAGUUUCUUCAAAAAUAAUAAUACCAUUUGAAAAUGCCCGCUUUCCAAAUUCAAUAUUCCUCCCAUCUGGGAUGUCUUCACAGCCUUUCCAUCCUUCAUCUCACAGGUUUCUCAUCCUCCUCUCCUCUCUCUCUCUCAUCUCUCUCUCUCUCUCUCUCUCUCUCUCUCUCUCUCUUUCUUUCUUUCUUUCUUUCUUUCUUUCUUUCUUUCUUUCUCUCUCUCUCUCUUUCUUUCUUACUCUCUCUCUCUCUCUCUCUCUCUUUCUUUCUUACUGGCUCAAGCAGCAUAGAGUCAUGUUGAUUACAGAUACUGUCUCUUCGACUUCUGAACAGUAGCUGGAUUGUUGCCAUAGUUGUGCCAGAACCAUGGUACUUUUUCCCACCUCAUUCUCAGCCUUGUUUCCUCUUGAGCAUGACCUCCUUUUUGACCUGUGACUUCACCCAAACAUAGAGCCAUUGUUUGAUCAUUCCAUGGACUGCAAGGUACCACAGUGUUGGGUUAAGAGUUUAUGAUCUGGCUAAACAAACAGUUUCUAUUCAUGGUGCUGUUAGGACUUGCUUUCUGUUAUGUGUGCUGCUGCUUUGAUCUGUCGUUUUCAGUGUCCCUUCUUCAUCACCCUCUACUCUCUGAUCCAUGGGGCUUUAAGUGGAUUUGUUUAUUCUCUUGCUUGUAAUACAUGAAGUUAGAUCAGUCAUCAUAUUUGAUGUUUUUCUUGACACGUUUUAAUUCGUUCCUGCCUUGAGGAAGAUUACUAAAAUGAUUUCAUCAGUUCCAUCACACACAUGAAAUACCAACUUUUUUAGUUUCUUCCAUCUAGGUAAUGAGUCUCACCUGUCAGAUUCAGGUAAGAACUCCAUCAUUCAUUAUUUAAUGAUUUUUCAUGACUUAAGUUGUUGAUACUCAAUCAGUGAAAUCCUCAGUAUAGAGCUGAGGCUGGAUCAAAUAACUAAUAUUGGUCCAGUUACCAUGGCUACAAUAAGCAGGAAAAGGCACAGGGCGUUGGGGAAGCGGACACUCAGAUGCUAUUUGUGCUGUGAUUGGCUGUUAGAUGUGUGGCAGUCGUACAGCGCCACAGAGAGCCUGAGGAACGGCGACGUCACCACUUCCUCCCUGGCCGCCAAAGGCUUCAGGAGCGUCAGACCCAAUCUGCAGGACAAGAGGUCUCCCACACCAGUGAGUCUCGUGGCUGGCGUUCAGUGUUUGUUUACCCCACAGUUGUUUUCCUCCCAGCACUGCUGUCUCCUGUCUCAUGUCUCUUGUCCCUGCCUGGCCUUUUCCUUCAACAGGAAAUGGAAAUGGAAACGCCCCUGGUCUCCGGACUGCGUCUGAAAUAGUACCCUGCCUAUAGUGCACUACUUUUGACGAGAGCUCUAGUAGUGCACUGUAUAGGGAAUAGUAGUGCACUGUAUAGGGAAUAGGGUGCCAUUUGGGACGUAUCCCAGGUUAAUUAAUGGUUUAAUUCAACAGCUGACGUCAUUCAUUGAUCUCCAUGAAGAACACUGAUAGUCUUUUUCUGAUGUGUUGUAUUGUUUUUUUGUCGGUACUGAUAUAAUUUUUCCAUUGCCGAGCUUGAAUGAUCUAUUGAGGCAUCUGAAAGGCUCUGGGGAGCCCUUGAGAAAAGGUUCUGUUUUAUCUGGAAGCUGUUGUGCAUUCUGUACUGCCUAUUGCUUUUAGCUGGUCAAGGCCAGGCAUCGCUGCUAAACCGAGCUAGUUUUUGUUUACAAAACCACUCUCUCAAAUGGACUACUUGUUGACAUAUAAGGGCAAAUGCACUGUAUAACCACCCAACCUGUUAAGGUUAGAGAGAAUGUUUGCUGCCAUAAAAAACAUUCUGACUCAGACUCAGAUCGCUGAGAAAAAGCUUUCUCUUUAUAGAGUAUAUUUUAAUAGUCACAGUACAGGGAUUAUUUGUCUCAACAGAAGAUAUUACAAUGCCUUUAAUAAUGGAUUUGUAUGUUGUCGUCUGUCUCUCUUCUGUGAAUGUUUUGGAAUGCCUUGGCUGAGUAAGGCCCCACCUCCUCCCAGUCAUAGCUCUCACCUGAGCCCUGUUGCCAGUUCCCCCCCACCCUACAGCCCUCCUCUGCCUGGACCUGGUGAAUGUUCCUCACUGGUCCUUAGGCACCGGUCCCACUCCUCAGAAUCCAUGUCCUCCUAUUCACACUACCCAGAGAACACCUCUCUCAAUCCCAACACCAGGUUAACUAUACCAAGCACCAGUAGCUCCUCCCAAACUGUCCACAGUCAACCACAGGGAUCCGACAUGGUCUCCCCAAGACUAACCCCGUUGCAGGCUACUGAGAGCGCUUACCCCCCUGGUGCACAGUCACACCCCCACCAUGAGCCUGUCAUUAAAGACAAGCCACCCCUCCCCCAGAGAGAGAGACACACCUCCUCCCUGUCCAUCCGCAUCACCCCACCCACCCCCCUGGUGGUCACAGUGCCCCUGCUCUGCCAGUACCCCCUCCCCUCAGCAGGGCCCCUGUGGACAGGACCCCAGGACACAGGGACGGCUCUCCUGCUCUCGCCCCCUGCAGGCCGACAAGUGGUAUAAACAUUUUCUAGUUUUUACUGACUGAACCAUCCCAUUUUCCUCUGUAACAUAUCAGUACCAGACACUCUUCACUAAUCAUUAGAGUAGUUCAUAGUAGCUAGGUUCUCCAGCACUGGAGUUAUUUUUGUGUCUGACAAGUAGUUUAUCAUUUCUGCCCUGGAGGACUCUGAGGUUUGAAUAGCUCAUUAGCAAGUGAUUAUGGUAAUUCGCCUUUGAAAAUUAUGGAUUUAUUUAUGAUAACCCUUAGGAAAUUGCAAAUAAAUGAUUUGCAUGUCUGUGUCUGAGAUCUCGUCCUUGCAUUAAUGCACCAUUACUAUAUUUCUGCAGCAAAGGAUUUUGUACGAAACCAAAUGUGUUAUUAUUACAACUGGAUCAGUUCCCCAACAUUAACUAGGAGACAGUACCUUUAUUUCUACUCUCAGGAACCAGAGCUCCACCUGGCUUUACUCAAACAUCACCUCUUCUCUCUCUCCACCUGCCAUCUCUCUCAGGAACCAGAGUUCCACCUGGCUUUACUCAAACAUCACCUCUUCUCUCUCUCCACCUGCCAUCUCUCUCAGGAACCAGAGUUCCACCUGGCUUUACUCAAACAUCACCUCUUCUCUCUCUCCACCUGCCAUCUCUCUCAGGAACCAGAGUUCCACCUGGCUUUACUCAAACAUCACCUCUUCUCUCUCUCUCCACCGCCCAUCUCACUCUACGAGCCGCCACUGCAGUGUAUGUGCUGUGUUUCACUCUUAACUCUUCUCUCCACAUUCAACUCUAGCUUCAGGUCCCUCCGAGACCGCCACACAGGCAGACAUCUCCUGAACUGACACUGCCAGCCUACCAGCCCCCCCUAAACAGGCCCUUUCAUAUCCAUCUCUCAUCUGACCCCUCAAAGUCCCCCAGCCUCCCCCCACCAGUCCCGGUGGGCCCCCGGACCCCCUCCCUGCCCCCCCAGGGCCCCUCCACCCCUGAGCCCAGCCAGAGCGGGGCCACCUCAGUCCUCAGCUGCUCCUACAGUGAUUUGUCCACUGCCGUUCUGGAGGAAGAGCUGCAACACUGUGCCCUGCUGUGUGCCACCGACAGGAGCUCCCAAACGCCCUCGCCCACCCUCAGCCAGACGUCGGCCAUCACCGACAACACUGCACUCACUGCCACUACCUCUACCACCGCCGCCGCUAAUGUAACUAUUCACCUGCUGUCUACCUGACCUGAGCUCACCCCUCUCCCUGUAACCUCUCCUCCCUGACUGUUUCAAAUCUCUCUUCUGAAACGGGCCUGAGUUCAGUCCUGAGACACUAACCAGACUCCAUCCUCUUGGGUUGAUUGGUUGAUAUUCUCUCCCCUCUCUUCACCUGAUGUGAGCUGUUGUGCCUCUCCAUCCUAAACAGCAGCUAAACAGCUCCUCUGCUUUGUCUUACUGUAUUUAAUGCUUUCUCUCAGGUUAAGGACUAAUGACAUUAGUUCCACAGCUUCUCCCUACUUACUAUAAUCGAUCAAUGUUAUAACACAAUAUCUGAAUGUGCCAGACACUAUGGGUUCAUAUCAUGGUUUUAUUAUGGCCCAUUAUGUUACGUCUUCCCUUGUUUUCCCUUACCCAACUAACAGUUACAGUAGGUGGAAAGCAAGUCAACUACAGUGUAACUAAACCAUACUUACACCAACCUUCUUAAUUCCAUGUUUGUGGAUGGUUAUUCUAUUUUCCCUUUACUGUGUUGGUACCAUUUUUAAUGCUGUCCUUUUUAUAAUCAACAUGACAAAUAACCACACACUGUUUGUCUAUGCCAAAUUCUCUGUCCCUGACUUCUUUAACGGCGAUGGAUUGGAUUUCAGUCUCUUCAUUUCUUUCUUUCUUUCUUUCUUUCUUUCUUUCUUUCUUUCUUUCUUUCUUUCUUUCUUUCUUUCUUUCUUUCUUUCUUUCUUUCUUUCUUUCUUUGUCUGUUUGCUGAGCUACUGAUGAUGAUACUAUUGUAUAUUCAUUAAUUCUCUCUCUCUCUCGCUCUCUCUCUCUCGCUCCCUUUCUCUCUCUCGCUGUCUCUGAUGUGUCUCUCAGAACUACAUGACAGUGAAUGGGAACAGAGGGAUCACGGGUAGCUCCUACAGUCACCUCCAGAGGCCCUUCUCCCCCAUGUCCUACCCCCCUCCUCCCUCACUCAGCCUCGGCCUCUUAACACAGGCCAGGAGUGCAGGUGAGUACUGCUUGAUAGCUCUAUCAGUUUACUUCCCGUCUUGAAACCUGCUGUAAAUCAGUGAUUGACUUAGACACACACACACACACACCUCUCUAAGGUCAUUUGCCCCUUGGCAAAAUAGCUUCAGUCUACAGUGCAGAAGAGUGUAGCCUGUGCAGGCACUAGUAAGCCUACAGCCUCUCACUCACUCCCAUGGCUAACUGAGUGUGUCAGUCCUGCUGGCGCUCUCAUGCACUAAUACACCUCUAACUAGAGAAGAAUCACAGCCCGACGCUAGCUGGAGCAUCUAGGUGCUUUGGCGUGUGUGUGAGAGAGUGAGGUAGAGAGCGAGGGGGAAGAGGGAAAGAGAGAGGGGGAAGAGGAGAGAGAAGAGAGGUGGAGCUCACGGCUCAUUGAGGCGCUGGUGGGGGUGUGUGCUCCUGGUUCGUCUGCAUCCAGUGAUCUCUGUAAUCCCGGUGGCCAAGUGACGCGGAUUAAAGCCUUAAUCUGAGGGAGGGGAUUAGAGUGGCUGAGACCAGGCUCUCUCUCUGUUUUUUUCCUAUCUUUCUUUCUCUCUUCACUAUUAUCGUCUCCUGGGAAGGAUCUAGUUCAACAUGUUUCUAAUCACUCCUAUAUACUAUAGGUCCUAGAAGAGAUAAGAGAUGUGUUUUGCUCUGUGUGUGUGGGGAGGAGGUUUUCUUUACCAGAGAGUGGUUGGUUUACCCAGUCUUUACCCACCAGUGUUUACUGUUUACCAACCUCACUCCCUGUCUGUCUGUCUGUCUGUGAGAUGACCUGGUCUGCAGUAGUGUAGAGUAGGCAUGGUUUGUCUCUUCUUUCCCACUCCUCCCUCCUCCUCAUCGUUUCUCUCCUUCCCCAUGGCUCUCCUGUCUGGCAGAGGUCCGCUCCCCAGUCUACCCCCGUAUGAGCCGCCCGCCCCCCACCACCCCAGCAGAGGAGGGGUACCAGGAGGUACCAGGAGCCCCAGGGGGUGGCGAGGGGGGGAAAGGCCCUCACUACGCAGGCAUCGGCCCCGUGGAUGAGUCUGGAAUCCCUAUCGCCAUCAGAACAGUGAGUUGACAAAGCCUGUGUCCCAAAUGGCACCCUAUAUAGAGAAUAGGAUAUAUAGGGAAUAGGGUGCCAUUUGGGACACACAGAGUAUACUGCUACUAGACUAGAGCAUGGGGCUUGUCUCUAUUUCAUACCCCUACUGCUAGGUUUCACCAUUCAACCUGGAUUUUACUAUACUCAGGAUUCACAAGGCACUUGAGGUGCUUAUAGUACUUGAAUUUGGCACCCUGAAAUUCAAAUUCAGACAUUUUCUCAAGUCGGUACUUGAAAAGUGCUUGAAUUAAAAUGAGAAGAGAACAGAAAAUGAUAAAAUAUGUUAAUAUGAAAAAUAUUAGAAAAAUGUAUUGGGCUUGCAAAUUAAUUUCCAGGCAGACUACCGAGUUUUAUUUCCUCACAUGUUUUGCGCUCUGGUUGUGAGGCGAGCUCGCUCAUUCCACUCACACUGCCACUCAGCCAGGCAGGUACAGAACUGACUGAUUCAAGCCUGCCUGGCAGGAUAUUGAUGUUUAUGAAUGGGUUUUGCCAGACCCAACCAGGUUUUGCCGUUUACGCACCUUUUUAUUUUGUUAAUUAUCGUUUACCCACUUAUUAUUGCGUUCCCAGUGUUGAUCAACGCUCAGAAGGCUUCUUGAUCUGAGUUCUAAUCGUUGAUCAACGCUCAGAAGGCUUCUUGAUCUGAGUUCUAAGUUGGCAGAGCAUGGCGCUUGUAACACCAGGGUUGUGGGUUCGAUUCCCACGGGGGGGCAUGGGGGCCAGUAUGAAAAUGUAUGCACUCACUAACUGUAAGUCGCUCUGGAUAAGAGCGUCUGCUAAAUGACUAAAAUGUAAUCGUUGAUCAACGCUCCGAAGGCUUCUUGAUCUGAGAUCUAAUCGCGACUACCUCUGCGAACAAGUGGAAUCAUGAAUGAUUCAUGUAUGCUCGUUAUGUUUGCGUGCUCCCCCGGAUUUGCCUUGUUAGCAGCGCAUUCAUUCACCACUCUGUCCAACGGGAAACUCUGCCCACAACAUAGGCCGACAGGUGAAACUAACUACCUCAGCCCAGACCUACAGUGGCAAGUAGCAAAGAGACGCCGCGACAGUGGGAAUCCUUUUAACAUCCCUUGACUCCUGCUGUGUCAACAGACAUCCUCCAAACAAACCCCCCCCCUCUCGGGGAAUGAGUGUACAACUGGUAAAUAGUCGCUGAUAUUUCAGUCAGAUGUCUAGCUAGCUAGGUAGCUCAAGGGCUCUGGCUAUUAGCCAGUUAGCUAGCUAUAACUAAAUGGCUAGAAGGAUGAAGUUAGAAGCUAAUGUUGAACGGAGCCUGACCUCAGCAGGAGCAGUUGACUGAAAUUAAGCUAGCUAUAAUCAAAUGAUGGGCUACUAUAAGUUCUCAUAACAAAAUACAUUUUCUUUACAGUGAGACAGACACUGGUGAGACAGUCUGCAAUGAAGGAGGCAAAAGAGAUACACAGAGAGAGGAACCAUUGAAGCAAGCAGGGAGAGAGAUUAGUAGCACAGUGGUUCCCAAACUUGGGGUCCGGGACCCAUGUGGGGUCCCCUAAAAUGUAAAUAGGGUCCCCUGAGAGAGUCUUUAAUCUUAUCAAACACAAUAACUUGUUUCUCUUUAAAUGGGUAUAGAACAUUUUAGAGUCAACUAAGGGCCUUUUACUCUGUCAGAAUUCACUGUCAUGUCGUUAUGUGUUGGGACAGCCUGUGGGACUUAACAUUUUGUGAAAUAUAAAGUUAAUUUAAAUAUAAAGACAAUUUAAUAUUAUUCAUACUGAACAAAAAUAUGAACGCAACGUGCAACAAUUUCAAAGAUUUAACUGAGUUACAGUUCAUAUAAGGAAAUCAGUCAACAUCAUCAGUCCUGACUUACCACUCAUGUAUGUACAUUUACAUUUACAUUUUAGUCAUUUAGCAGACGCUCUUAUCCAGAGCGACUUACAGUUAGUGAAUACAUAUUUUUUUAUACUGGCCCCCCGUAGUAAAUAAGUAGUGAAACACGUAUUAUUGAGGAGAGCUUGUGAGGUAGUGAUGAAUAGUAAGUAAGUAAUUUUUUUCUCAUGAGGUUGUGCCGAUAUACUGCCAUCUGGUGGCGACUAAAAACAAUUGCAUAAUAGGAGCUAUUACAAAUUGAUGGCCCUUGAAAAUAAAUAUUAGUGCUUGAAAAAGUACUUGAAAGUCCUUGACUUGCCGCUGUCUGUACGAACCCUGUACACUGUAUUUGUUUGUAUUGUCAUGAUGUGGGGUGUAUUAUGCAGUUAAACUAGACUAGAGAUGGGAGCUUAGUGCAUUAGGCCUAUAUCUUGUUUUGUAUUGAUAAUCCAUUAGGGCUUCUCUGCCAGCUUGUGGUUAAGGAUAUUUCAGGAAAAAAGCUAUCUUCUGAGCAACAGUGUAGCUUUGGUUCUCUCCCACCACCAGAGAGAUUUUUGCGUAGAUGAAUAGAGGCUUAUGUUGGUGUAAAACACAAAAGGUCAAAUGUUAUAGUGUUUUGUUUAAAUCCAGGCUCCCUUGGACGCACAGUGCAGGUAAAUGCCUGGGCCCUAUACACCAUGACUGUGUUUCUAAUCUCCAGUCAAUGCAGGUCAUCUGUGCCAGGCCGUCCCAGGACUGUAUUGUGGGAGGAGAAAUUGAUUUUCUGUCCCUGGUGUGUUUUAUGUAGCCCUGGGAAAAAGCAUGCCAACUGAGGUCAGCUUCAUUGGCAAGCCUGCAGACAAUUACUAUGUCUGCGUCCCAAAUGGUAUCCUAUUCCCUUCAUAGUGCAAUACUUUUGACCAGGACCCUGUAGUAGUAAUGUACUAUGUAGGGAAUAGGGUGACAUUUCGGACACAUCCUAUAUCUCAUUGUGUAAUGGUAACCUGAUCUAAUACAUUGAUAUGUACACUAAUAAUGUGGAUGUCUCUUUGUGUCCACAUCUCACUACUGUGUUUUGUGGGUGUUAUUUUUGGUAAAAUGGUGCAGUGGGGGUUUAUGAUUUUGUUGUAUGUUUUUCUUAAAGACCGUGGACAGACCAAAGGACUGGUAUAAGUCCAUGUUCAAGCAGAUUCACGUGGUACACAAACCAGGUAAGAGCUCAUUUCCAUAAUAACUACAGGAUGUAUUUCCACCUUACCUAUCUCUCCACUUGGCCAGGCCCUGAGGAGAAGGGAUUCUAAAUGGGAUUGUUAUAGUGCUAUUGUGACAUUGACCUCCAUUGAACUACAUACAUAGAGAGAGAGCUGACAACAGCUGACGAUUUGACAAUAGAGCAGCUUUGCUCAGCAGUCUGCAGUUUAGAGAAAUGUCAUUACUGGGAAUCUGACAGUGCAGUUCCUGCAUAAUGUGAGCCAGCUAGUGUUGACCCCACAGGGAUUACACAGUUCACUGGGUCACACACAUUGACAACAAUGACAUACAACCAUAUGCUUCAUAUUUUUUUAAUUAUCUCAGCAACACCUGCACACACUGCAUUGGUGGUGCCUUUUGUAAUACCCAUAUUGCAUUGGAAAAUAUGUUAUGAGCAGUCAUUGGCUCCUUAUAGCAGCCUAUACAAAUAUGAUAAUUCCUGUAAUAUAUUCAUAACGCAUUACACAUAGAUGGUGUUACCAUUUUCUUUGACUACAGGUAGAAUCGUCUUACAAAGAGAACAGCUUAAGAAAUGAAUCAAUGUAUGAAAACAAACAAAACAGUCAUUGCUUACACGAUGAGUUGGAGUACACUGCUAAUCAUCUUACUUUGGUGUUUAUCACAGAAAAUGAACAUGCGGACCCAUAUAAUACCACCCACACAGUAGUGAAUACCGGUAAGAAAUGUAUUAAACAUUUCAUCACAUGAAUCACACAUGAAUCAUAAGUAUUGUGUGCUGAGUGCCUGGAAUAUGAUAGAGAUACAUAUGUCACAAAUUUCACCAUUGAAUUCAUGCCUACAUUCUGGAUUGCAUCUGUCGCAUGCAUCUGUUGUUAUUACAGAUAGCCGUCAUCGCUCAGCCCCAGACUAUCGGCCAGCCAAGUCAUUGCAGACCAAUGCUCCGCCCCAGACCCACACGUACCGGCCAAUGACCAAGAGUGUGUCCGACAACGGCAUGUGCAACGUCUUCAGGAACACAAAUUCCUUAACCUCGCCCUCACCCGUGCCCCCCACACCCCCUCCCAUACCCUCAUCAGCACAUGUUCGAGACAGGGAGCGCGAGAGGGACAGAGGCACAGUAGACAGAGGCACGGUAGACACGUAAGACAAAAUUAUAUUAAAAUUCCUUUCAAGGGCCUCCUGAGUGGCGCAGUGGUCUAAGGCACUGCAUCGCAGUGCUUGAGGCAUCACUACAGACCUGGGUUUGAUCCCAGGCUAUGUCACAACCGGCCGUGACCGGGAGUCCCAUAGGGCGGCGCACAAUUGGCCCAGCGUCGUCCGGGUAAGGGGAGGGUUUGGCUGGGGGGGACUUUACUUGGCUCAUCGCGCUCUAGCGACUCCUUGUGGCGGGCCGGGCGCCUGCAGGCUAACUUCGGUCAUCAGUUGAGCAGUGUUUCGACCGACAUAUUGGUGUGGCUGGCUUCCUAGUUAAGCGGGCGGGUGUAAAGGAGUGCGGUUUGGCGGGUCAUGUUUCGGCGGACGCAUGACUCAACCUUUGCCCCUCCCGAGUCCGUUGGGGAGUUGCAGCGAUGAGACAAGGUCGUAAUUGAAAUUGAAAUUGGGAGAAAAAGGGGGUAAAAUAAAAAAUAUAUAUAUAUAAACACCAAAACUAAUUAAAAUGAUUUGGCAUGGUAACUUUUGGAACAAGUGGGCCAGUACCUAAUAAAAUGUCUCUGUAUCCUCUAACAAGAAACCAAUAUGGACCCCCUGACAGAAAGGUGGACACCAGGAAAUACCGUGCAGAACCUCGGAGCAUCUUCGACUAUGAACCUGGGAAAUCCUCUAUUUUGGAGCAGGAGAGACAGGUAAGGCCAGUCAGUCGCCACUAAACUCAUCCCAGCAAACCAAAAUUAGUUCUGUGAAAGUUCCCAGAACAUAACACAAAAACUGUCUAGUUGUGCUGAUAAAUAUAUAAUGUUUGUAUAAAACAUUUGGCUGGUGUUCCCAGAACAAAUUUAGUCUGUUCUUUACCUGGAAAAGUUUGGGCAGUGUUCUGUGGUGGUUGUUACAGAUGUUGUGUACAACAUUUUAGUGAAUGCUAGGAGAACAUUCCAAGGAUAUUUAAUUUGAAACAUACAGUACCUUCGGAAAGUAUUUAGACCCCUUGACUUUUUCCACAUUUUGUUACAUUAUAGCCUUAUUCUAAAAUUGAUUAAAUAUUUUUUUUUUUUAGCAAUCUACACACAAUAACUCAUAAUGACAAAGCGAAAACAGGUUUUUAAAUUUUUUUUGCAAAUGUAUUAAAAAUAAAGAACAGAAAUACCUUAUUUACAUAAGUAUUCAGACCCUGUGCUGUGAGACACAAAAUUGAGCUCAGGUGCAUCCUGUUUCCAUUGAUCAUUUGGUAUUUGGUAUUUUAUUAGGAUCCCCAUUAGCUGUAGCAAAAGCUGCAGCUACUCUUCCUGGGGUCCACACAAAACAUGAAACAUGACAUAAUACAGAACAUUAAUAGACAAGAACAGUUCAAGGACAGAACUACAUACAUUUUUUUUAAAGGCACUUUUUGCACAUUUCUGCAGCAUGGAAGGUCCCCAAGAACACAGUGGCCUCCAUCAUUCUUAAAUGGAAGAAGUUUGGAACCACCAAGACUCUUCCUAGAGCUGGUCGCCAUGCCAAACUGAGCAAUCGGGGGAGAAGGGCCUUGUUCAGGGAGGUGACCAAGAACCCGAUGGUCACUCUGACAGAGCUCUAGAGUUCCUCUGUGGAUAUGGGAGAACCUUCCAGAAGGACAACCUUCUCUGCAGCACUCCACCAAUCAGGCCUUUAUGGUAGAGUGGCCAGACGGAAGCCACUCCUCAGUAAAAGGCACAUGACAGCCCGCUUUGAGUUUGCCAAAAGGCACCUAAAGACUCUCAGACCAUGAUAAACAGGAUUCUCUGGUCUGAUGAAACCAAGAUUGAACUCUUUGGCCUGAAUGCCAAGCUUCACGUCUGGAGGAAACCUGGCACCAUCCCUACGGUGAAGCAUGGUGGUGGCAGGAUCAUGCUGUGGGGAUGUUUUUCAGUGGCAGGGACGAGGAGACUAGUCAGGAUCGAGGCAAAGAUGAACGGAGCAAAGUACAGAGAGAUCCUUGAUGAAAACCUGCUCUAGAGCGCUCUGGAUCUCAGACUGGGGCGAAGGUUCACCUUCCAACAGGACAACGACCCUAAGCACACAGCCAAGACAACGCAGGAGUGGCUUCGGGACAAGUCUCUGAAUGUCCUUGAGUGGCCCAGCCAGAGCCCGGACCUGAACCCGAUCGAACAUCUCUGGAGAGACCUGAAAAUAGCUGUGCAGCAACGCUCCCCAUCCAACCUGACAGAGCUUGAGAGGAUCUGCAGAGAAGAAUGGGAGAAACUCCCCAAAUACAGGUGUGCCAAGCUUGUAGCGUCAUACCCAAGAAGACUCGAUGCUGUAAUCGCUGCCAAAGGUGCUUCAACAAAGUACUGAGUAAAGGGUCUGAAUACUUAUGUAAAUGUAUUAUUUCAGUUUUUUAUUUGUAAUAAAUUAGCAAACAUUUCUAAAAACCAGUUUUUGCUUUGUCAUUAUGGGUAUUGUGUGUAAAAACAAUUUAAUCCAUCUUAGAAUAAGGCUGUAACGUAACAAAAUGUGGAAAACGUCAAGGCAUCUGAAUAUUUCCCAAAGGCACUGUAUAAUUCUUUUUUUUUUUAAAGUGUUAUAAAAAACAUUAUUUGAAUGUUUUUGGGAUGUUGUCAUCCUAAUGUUAGAUAAAUCCCAAACUAGAACUUAAUAGGAAUCUUAGUUAUGUUCAGGGAAUGUUCCUGUUUUGCUGGGACGACAUUUGAACUCUCCUAAAUGACCUUUGUUGAUAUCACUCCUCCUAGCAGGUAAUUAGCAGUGGACUAUUUCAGCAGCAGACCAUGUGCCCUGCAGGGUUCAUCUCAUUAGCUGAGCUGUUUGAAAUGCACCAUUGUUCUGAGGCACUUACGUGGAACAGGCCCAUAGUUUAUUUUGUGGCAGCAAUUCAUUUCAGUGGCAGUGCAAUUAGACUACCAAAGGUAUUUACUGUUUUCCUCUUUCCAGUAGGGGACAGUGGGGUAAGUUGGGCCAUUUGUUACAUUCAGCAUCACUCCGUCAAGGGAAAUAUAGUAUUAUUUCUAACAAAGAUAUCUACAUAUAUUUCAGGAUGUUGUGUAUCCCUGGAAAUAAUUCAGAAUUAAUGUAAACAUUACAGUUUUUAAAACAUAGCUUGUCCCAAAAAAGUGGUCUCUUAGCACAACUUACCCGGGUAUGGGGUAAGUUGAGCCGCGGACAGGGUAACUUAAGCUGCCUACAAAUUUCUGUACUGAAUGAAAUAUUACCACUACCUAUUUUAAACCAUGUCUGUCUUUAUUUCCCAAACACAACUCAACACAUUCACAAUCGCUUUUUUGUCUUUUAAUCAUUUUAAGUAUCUUUUAACAAAGGCUUAACACUGAACAAACACUUUGUACUUUUCUAAACACUUUUAACAUAGGCUAGACCCUGUUGUUACCUCAUAUCCAGGUCGUCAUUGUAAAUAAGAAUUUGUUCUUAAUUGACUUGCCUGUAUAAAUAAAGGUGAAAUAAAAAAUGAAAUAUAGCCCAGCGAUAAUGCCUUGCAUUACGCCUGGGAAGAAAACGCUUCAAUUUGCUAAAUUUGCCAUCGGCUCAACCAUUGGCUCAAUUUACAUUUUAGUCAUUUAGCAGACGCUCUUAUCCAGAGCGACUUACAGUUAGCACAUACAUUAUUUUUAUCGAACCCACAACCCUGGCGUUGCGAACGCCAUGCUCUACCAACUGAGCUACAUCCCCUGCCGGCCAUUCCCUCCCCUACCCUGGACGACGCUGGGCCAAUUGUGCGCCGCCCCAUGGGUCUCCCUUACCCCAAGGCAAACAUUUUGACUAUAUUAGCCCACAAAGCUACAAGGAUGCACUUUCAUGCUAGGUUUAGGACCUCAUAUUGAAGCUUAUAGAGACCCCAACUGAUGUAAUGAACAAUCUUAAAACUGCCUACGUUGGUUUAGAUACAAGCAUCAUGAAACCUCUUAACACAAUAAAUUAAUUUGACUUGAUAAAAAUCUGUUUUUUGGACCUAACUUGCUUACCACUUUUUCCAUGUGGUUUCUUCCUUCACAGACUCCAUGAAAUGAUGAUCUCUUCCUAAAUAUUUGGUCAAAUUAUUAAUUUUGUAUUCCUAGAAACAAGGGUGGCUCAACUUACCCUUUACCUCAACUAAACCUUGACCUCAACCAGCCCUUUACCUCAACCUACCCUAACCUCAACUAACCCCAGUCUCUCCUAAGCUAUAUUACCUCAAAGCUUGCUUGAGACUGCGGACAACUACCAUUGCAGUUCAGACUGAGGGUCUGUGUUAUUGCUUUCAAGAAGUGUAUUUGUCUCUGAAGGCUGAGAUGAUUCCCAAUGAGUGUUGCUGCAGUGCAUUCAGGCUCUGUUUCUCAGUGACAGUGUACCCUACUGCUCUGUGGAUAGAUCAAGGUUCAUGUUGUAAAUGUAAAUGUUCAUGUUGUAAAUGUAAAUGUAAUGUUGUGGUGACUUACUGUCCUCUGCUGGUGUGUUCGUGAGGUUACCUUGUGAAUGUAUGAAUUAGGCUGGUUACGAUGGUUUGAAUCUUAAGCAACCUGCCUACACAUUGUUUGAAGUACAAUAGACCAACAUAGCUACUGUAGUAGGUCAAUGCUGUGUGCUGGAAAACGUUGGUAGAGCAUGGGUGAAGUACGCAUUGUGGUGCUCAUAUGAAUUUCCUUUCUUUUUCGGCUUGAGAUCAAUGACUACUUCUCACUUAAAACAUAGUUUUUUGUUUCUAAUUAUAUAUUACUUAGUACCUUUUUGCAAUUGUUUUCCCAAUGUUGUUGUUCAUUUGCAUCCAUUUUACUCUGGCGUUAUCAGGAACAUCUCACCCUUAAUCGGGGGGUCGCUGUGUUGAUUCACCGCCGGAUGGAAGUCAGACGUCACUCCCAUCAAGCCGCUUCCGCUCGCCUAGCCUCCCUGAAUAAUCAUCCUCUCAUCUCUCACUCUCCUCGCCUCCUCUCCUCUCCUCUCCUCCUUCCGCUACCUCCUCCUUCCUCUCCUCUCCUCUCCAACCUGUCAAUCCAGAAUACUAGUAACUCAAACCCUGCUGAGGUAGAUUUAGAGGAUGAGCCUUGGUAUAAGUUCUUUGCUGAGCUGGAGUUUGGACGUCCGGUAAGUGAGGGCCUCUGUGGUUCUCUCCGUUAGCCGGCGCCAUUAGGUGCUAGUGUAUCGCCCCCUGGCUGCGGCUGCUAGCACUGCAGCCCCAUGGUGGGGAAUGUGUGGCCCUGUGCUAGACGUGUGCCCCAGUGGGAUGAACGUGUUGUGCACUAUUAGCAUAAUAGCAUGUCACAGGCGUCCCAAAUGACACCCUAUUCCCUUUAUAGUGCAUUACCUUUGACCAGGGUCCAUAGGGCUCUGGUCAAAAGUAGUGCACUAUACAGGGAAUAGGGUGUCAUUUGGGACGUAACCACAGUGGUUGUGUUUGUUCCACUGAUGAGGAAAAUGCUUGACCUCUGUCUGAAGAGAGGCCAGAAAUAACUGGCUGAAAUGACUGGCUGAAAUGGCUGGCUGAAAUGACUGGCUGAAAUGGGCAAAAAAUAUAUAUAUAAUUGACAAUGAUGAUGAUGUCGGUCCUCAGAUGGGGAUUGAAAAUGUUAUAUUUCUGCUCAGUUCAUCCAACAUUUUAGCAACGUGUUGUGCCACCGACCUGUGGUGUGAUUAGGCUUGUCGUUGUUUUACAUGCUUGACUGGACCUCACUGCAGUAGGGUAGAGGCUGCACUGUUCACUGAUGUGGAACGCAUGUUUGCAAUGAUGUUGUCAUUUAGCACAAGAGUGAAUCACAUGAUCUAUGGUGUGUAAAACUGCUUGUCAUAUACUCUUUGGACCUGCCUCAUAGCAACCACUUGAGCACUCUGACAGCUUUCACCACAGAGAUUGCAUUUUCAAUGUUCAUUUGAUUGCUUAUGCAUGUUUGACAGUAGCUUUUGAUAGAUCUUAUUCAUCCUUCCUUUUCUUCCUUUUGCUGUGUUUGGUGUGUGUGUGUGUGUGUGUGUGUGUUUGUUCACAUUUGGACAAGCAUUCACAAGUGUUUAUUUCUUUGUACACACAAGAGUUGUGUAGGUGCAGGGCUUAGUGUGUGAGUGAUCAGAUCCUCUGAUCUAUAACCAUGUAACUCUCUCCACAUGUUCCUUCUCAUUAUGCCUCUGCCUCCUCUUCCUCCUCCUCAUCUCCUCAUUCUCUGCCUCUGGAUUCAGCCUCCUAAAAAACGUCUGGAUUAUAUAGUUGAGGUAAACACCAUGCCACUGCAUGCCUGUUAUUCAGCCCCUACUGUUUCUGUGGAGAGUUACAGCAGCAGCAGUACAUUAGCAGUAGCAGUAGUACUAGAAGUACAGCAGUAGUAGUAGAGGUACAGCAGUAGUAGUAGAGGUACAGCAGUAGUAGUAGAGGUACAGCAGUAGUAGUACAAGAGGUACAGCAGCAGUAGUAGAGGUACAGCAGCAGUAGUACAGAGGUACAGCAGCAGUAGUAGUAGAGGUACAGCAGUAGUACUAGAGGUACAGCAGCAGUAGUAGAGGUACAGCAGCAGUAGUAGUAGAGGUACAGCAGCAGUAGUACAGAGGUACAGCAGCAGUAGUAUAGAGUACAGCCUAGUAUAGAGGUACAGCAGAGUAGUAGCUAGUAGGUAUAAGGUACAGCAGCAGUAGUAGUAGAGGUACAGCAGCAGUAGUAGAGGUACAGCAAGUUAGUAGUAGAGGUACAGCAGCUAGUAGUAGAGGUACAGCAGCAGUAGUAGUAGAGGUACAGCUAGUAGUAGCAGUAGUAGUAGUACUAGAGGUAAGCAGUCAGCAGCUAGUAGAGGUACAGCAAGUAGUAGAGUACAGUCCAGUAGUAGUAGAGGUACAGCAGUAGUAGUAGUAUAGGUACAGCAGCAGUAGUAUAGAGGUACAGCAGCAGUAGUAGAGGUCAGCAGCAGUAGUAGAGUAGCAGUAGUACUAGAGGUACAAGCAGUAGUAGUAGAGGUACAGCAGCAGUUAGAGUACAGCAGUAUGUAGAGGUACAGCAGAGUAGUUAGGUCAGCAGCAGAGUACUAGAGGUACAGCAGCAGUAGUAAGAGGUACAGCGCAGUAUAGAGGUACAGCAGAGUAUAGAGGUACAGCAGCAGUAGUAGUAGAGGUACAGCAGCAAGUAGUAGAGGUACAGCAGUGCAGCAGUAGUAGUGCUAGAGGUACAGCAGCAGUAGUAGAGGUACAGCAGCAGUAGUAGAGGUACAGCAGCGAGUAGAGCAGAGUAGUAGUAGUAGUAUGUCACAUAUAGUAGGUACAGCAGUAGUAGUAGAGGUACAGCAGCAGUAGUAGAGGUACAGCAGCAGUUAGUAGUAGUAGAGGUACAGCAGUCAGUAUAGGUCAGCUAGUAGUAGUACUAGAGGUACAGCAGUAGUAGUAGAGGUACAGCAGUAGUAAGGUCACGUAAGUAGUAGGAGUAAGCGCAGUAGUAGAGGUACAGCAGUAGUAAGAGCGGUAAGAGGUACAGCAGAGUAGUAGAGGUCAGCAGUAGUCUAGUAGGGUACAGUAGGACAGUAGUAGUAGAGGUACACAGUAGUAGUAGAGGUACAGCAGUAGUAGUAGAGGUACAGCAGCAGUAGUAGAGGUACAGCAGUAGUAGUAGAGGUACAGCAGUAGUAGUAGAGGUACAGCAGCAGUGUAGGUACAGAGAGUAUAGAGGUACAGCAGUAGUAGUAGAGGUACAGCAGUAUAGUAGUACAGUAGUAGUAUACAGCAGCAGUGUAGAGGUCAGCAGUUAGUAGAGGUACAGUCAGUAGUAGUAGAGGUACAGUAAGCAGUAAGUAGUAUGAGGUACAGCAGUAGUAGUAGAGGUACAGCAGUAGUAGUAGAGGUACAGCAGUAGUAAUAGAGGUACAGCAGUAGUAGUAGAGGUACACAGUAGUAAGUAGAGUAGUAGUAGAGGUACAGCAGUCAGUAGUAGAGGUACAGCAGUAGUAGAUGUACAGUAGCAGGGGUACAGUAGUAGAUGUACAGUAGAGAAGUACAGUAUAAGUACAGUGUAAGUACAGAGUAGAAGUACAGAGUAGAGUACAGUAGAAGUACAGAGUAGAGUACAGUAGAAUACAGAGUAGAGUACAGUAGUAGCAGUACAGUAGUAGCAGUACAGUCAGUAGAAGUACAGUAGUAGAAGUACAGUAGUAGCAGUACAGUAGUAGCAGUACAGUAGUAGCAGUACAGUAGUAGAAGUACAGUAAAGUAGCAGUACAGUAGUAGAAGUACAGUAGUAGCAGUAUCAGUAUAGCAUACAGUAGUAGUCAGUCAGUAGAGAAGUACAGUAGUAGGCAGUAGAAGCAGUACAGCAGCAGCAGUACAGUAGCAGCAGUACAAUAGUUGAGGUACAGCAGUAGGAGUACAGUAGUAGAAGUACAGUAGUAGCAGUACAGCAGUAGUAGUACAGCAGUAGAAGCAGUACAGUAGUAGAGGUACAGUAGUAGAAGUACAGUAGUAGAAGUACAGCAGUAGAAGUACAGUAGUAGCAGUACAGCAGCAGCAGUGCCCCAACUGGCGCUGGAAGUACUCUCAGGAAGGGCUGAAACUACCCUCGGAAGGGCCUUGAAGUCUAUUUUACUCCAAAGAACACAGUCACCCAUUGUUUGUUUUGUUUUUCAUUUUCAUAGCAUUUCAUAG
Coregonus sp. 'balchen' is the source of this 54478-nucleotide messenger RNA. The record is from the annotation of a GenBank genome assembly. Lineage: Eukaryota; Metazoa; Chordata; Actinopteri; Salmoniformes; Salmonidae.